Messenger RNA from Pelobates cultripes (western spadefoot toad), 51050 nucleotides. The record is from the annotation of a GenBank genome assembly. Lineage: Eukaryota; Metazoa; Chordata; Amphibia; Anura; Pelobatidae.
CCUAGUGCAGGCAGUUGCAUCCUGAGCUGACAGCAGUGUGUGUUUGUGCCCCUGUCACUGGAACACGCAGUGAGGGAUCGCAGAAAGGAACCCUGCUGAUGUCAUCGCCUGCAUUUAUCGCCACAACCUCGCCUGGGCAUUUCAGUAUUUUUGUGCAUUGCUCACUUUCUUCUCCCACGCUUCAUAAAUCCUUCUAAAAGCUGGUAUUGUUCUGGUUAGCCCUUGCCUCACUGUCAUAGUGUUUCUUUGUCUGCUUUAUCUUUUAUUUUUAACCCCUUAAAGGCGGUGUACUGGAUUUUACAUCCUCUUGGUAACACCCACUCUCACUUUUUUCACUUUGUUACAUUUCUAUUUUCCCACAGUGCAAAAACAACUUUUUUUUUUUUUUUGUAUAUUUUUGCUAUUUUUAUUUAAUAUAUUUAUUGGAGCUGUACUUCUUCUCUGCCCUGCUUAGUCUCUCUUCUCAAUUAACCCCCUUCUCUACACACUCACACUGCACAUUGUUGUCACUACACUUUAUGGUGAUAGCAACUACUGCUUCUCUUACACCAGCCUUAGUUGCAUAGUUUUUAGACCAUAAGAAAAAAAAAAAUUAAAUAUUGUAUGGUCGGUGGACAAGACUACCAAGAAGAGACUGCUAAGAGGCCCAUUUUACCACGCGGAGAGCUGAUAAUUGUAACAGACAAGGUAAACAUUCUGAAGCAUUGCUGCUGUUCAUUUCAACAAACUAACCUUUGGCAUUCCAUGAUUGCAACAUAACCAAAACUGCUUUUUAAGGGACACACUGAGCACCAGAACCACUCUCUCUUAAUGUAGUGGUUUUGGUUCACAGACACUGUCCCUUUUCUCUGCUAAUGUAAAACAUUGCCAUUUCUGUGAAACAGUGAUGUUUACGUUUGUCAAAGAAAAUGUCACUAGUAUCUGUCUGACAAAUGGCCCCUAUCACCAAUUCCUUUGUUACACCCUUAAAUUUAAAAAAAAAAAGUCUUCUUCAUGUUGUGUAGAGCUUUGUGUGACGAGAAGCAUUGAAUUGACUAAAAUAGUAAAAGCCAUGUAUUUGCCCUGGGCCCACAGUCUGCAAAGGCAUGUGAUAAGAACAGGGAUCAUUAGUGUUGAUGAUUUCACAUUAGGAGAAUCGGGUUGAAAUUCUCAAACUGUCCCAGCGUUGGAUUACAGGUUUGUUUAAUUGCUUUGUGUGCUUUUAAUAAAAAAAAAAAAAGUGUGUGUGUGUGUGUGUGUGUGUGUGUGUAUAUAUAUAUAUAUAUAUAUAUAUAUAUAUAUAUAUAUAUAUAUAUAUAUAUAUAUAUAUAUAUAUAUAAUUAUAAUGGCUGGUUGAGAGGAACCAAUGAAGUGGUGAGUGAGCAUCAUGGGAAUGGUGCCCCACAACAACCAGCAUGCCAAAAAUUAGACAUCACGGCACAAGCUAUGAAGGUUAUCAACUAAAUGGGGAGCUCGCUAAGAAAUUACAAACUUUAGGUCGAACUACAAAAUAGUCAAACUGAAAAAAAUACCCAUGUCAGCUGUUUUUCCAGCUCAAGUGCUUUGGUCCUUCAUUUGUAAUUUCUUGUUAUUUUACUGAGAAACUGCUAUAACCCUGGUUUGCAAAACAUACGAUAAAGUUUCCGAUUUGCAAAUAUGAACUCUUUGUAGUGACAACUUUACUUUUUUUUUCUUUUUUUUUUUUUCUUUACCUAAAUUCUGAAAUUCCAUUGUAAAUUCUCUAUAAUUUUGAUUCUUGCUACAUAAACUCACUAGUCUAUGUGUUUAAUCUUAUGAGGUUUCUCACUACACCAAGCCUUGGCAAAGGAAUUGGGAAUUUUACUAUUAAAUAGCUAAAAAGCAAAAGUCCUUCAACUUUGUUAAUAUUCCUACUUGGCUAUUUAGGACUAGAUUUUGAUAUUUCCUUGUCAGUUAUCCACAGUUGUCCUGGGUUAUUGAAUAAACCCAUUAAUGUUUUUCUUUUAUAAUGGACUACUGGCAUGCCCAGAAUUCUUACUUUAUGAAUAAUGCAAAAAGUUAUGUAUUGGAUAAAUUACCAUGCAUAUUAAAGGACCACUCUAGGCACCCAGACCACUUCAGCUUAAUGAAGUGGUCUGGGUGCCAGGUCCAGCUAGGGUUAACCCAUUUUUUCAUAAACAUAGCAGUUUCAGAGAAACUGCUAUGUUUAUGAAUGGGUUAAGCCCUCCCCCAUUCCCUCUAGUGGCUGUCUUAUUGACAGCCACUAGAGGCGCUUGCGUGCUUCUCACUGUGAUUUUCACAGUGAGAGCACGCCAGCAUCCAUAGGAAAGCUUUAUGAAUGCUUUCCUAUGUGACCAGUUGAAUGCGCGCGCAGCUCUUGCCGCGUGUGCGCAUUCAGCCGACGGGGCGGAGAGGAGGAGGAGAGCUCUCCGCCCAGCGCUGGAAAAAGGUACGUUUUAACACUUUUCCCCUUUCCAGAGCCGGGCGGGAGGGGGUCCCUGAGGGUGGGGGCACCCUCAGGGCACUACAGUGCCAGGAAAACAAGUAUGUUUUCCUGGCACUAUAGUGGUCCUUUAGAAUCAGCAAUUUAGAGCUUUAGUUUUUAAGGGGUUUUGAAGCGACAACCUCUACAUUAAAGGAAGACUAUAGUGUUCGUAAUACAAACCUUGCUUUUGUUCCCAUCACCGAGAAAAAUAAAGUAAUAUCGGGGAUGAAAAUCGUGCGUGAGGCAGGUUUACACUCCUGUUGGAGGUUACCUGUGAAAACAGACUUUUACUCUGUUGUCACAGUGGAAGUGCUUCCAUGGCUGUCAGACAAUCGCUAGAGACGUAUGUUACCCUGCAGUGUAAGCAUUGCUAUAUCCACCAAAUGGCAAUGUUUUACAUCUCGGUGUUAAAAAUAAAGGACCACUGCACCCAGACCAUUGAGAUGAAGUGGUCUGAGUGCCUUUGGUGGUCCUUUAAGAUGUUUAGUAUACAGUAAUGUUGCAUCUGUGUAAAAGGAACCUUCUGUGGAUCAUUAUAUUUAUUGUUUUAAAGUGAGUUAUAGUAUGGCUUUUAAAUCCAGGCAGGAGUUGCCAGUCAUGCUGUCUCUUGUUAGUAAUUAUGUAACAGCGCUUUGUGAAGGAUUAGCUGUAAAGUGCUCAGAAAGCAUCUUUUGUUAAACCAUAAAAGUUUUUAUGAAUGUCAUUGUGUUAACCCCUUCCCUAUUGAGCCUCUUCAGUAAACAAAAAUGUGCUAAUAAACUGUAAUAUUUGUUUGAACAGAUGGUUUGUUUUUCUAAAUAACUUCCAUUGUGUAGUUUAAUUUCCUGUCCCUCUAUUCAAAGUUGCUUUUUUGAUCUAAUAAUGUUGUAGAAGAUCUCAUGAUGUGGGUUUCUGGUAGUUGUAGUUCAGCUUUUGGCUUUCUACCUUGUAAAGCUGACAGUUAAGUUAGAACACUGAGAAACUCUUGCCAUGCCCAAAAAGCAUUGCUCAUGGGAUAAGCUUAACUGCACUGUAGAGUUAUGUGGGUAGCAUGACUGUCUGACUCAAUUCCUGGUUUUGGCAAAGAUUACUGAAGAAGCUGUAAAUCUUGAGGAUUUGUUUGUGUGUAAAGAAGCAUGCUUGUGUAAAUGAAAAUAUGUAACAUGUGCAGAUGACAUAUUCCUAGUGCUUUGCAGAUCUAUUUAAAUUUACAUAUAUUUUCUCUUUCUAUAUAUUACUAAUGCUAUUCUCUCAUACCCAGUCCAUGUUAUAACUAUAAAUAUUGUGCAGUAAGCUGGGUGUUUGUUUUUAAAAUCAAUAAAAUUGACAUUGCUUUCACAGGUAAAGGAGAACAAGAUGUCACGUCGCAGUAAACGACUGGGGACUGUUGAGCAGGAUGAUGACCGCAUCAGCAACAGCAGUGUAGAGAGCCAUUUGUUAUACAGGGAGAGUCCAGUAAGGUGAAUUUAUGAGACGUUAUUCUGUAUCUGGGUUUUUUCAGUGUCUGUCUGUUAUUACAUCUGUGGUGGUUUAGGUGACUUCUUUUCCACCACAUCCUUUUGUGUAUAAGAAGCAAUAAAAUAUUCGUAGUGUCAUAUCCUGCUCUUCACAAAGAGGAAAUCACACUUACACAGGAAGCUUUGUGGUCCCUAGUUACAUACACAGCCCCACCUCUACAUUGCCCAGAUGAACAAUCUUUUUCCCCUUACUGUCACUACCAUGGGAUCACAUCGGCAAGACUUUGUACCACAUUACAGCCAUUCCGCAACAAGUGUCUGUUGCGUUCAUUAUUCCUUGUUUAUCUAUCAGUAAUCAGCAGAUCAUGUGUUGGCAUAACUCACCAGAUGUACAGAAGGAGAAUGUACCUUUUGCUAGGAUGUAUGUAAAGCAGUGGAACUGAUCUAACAAGUCAUAAGAAAGACAUGCAAAUAAAAAUGAUAUUAAAUGCAAUUUCUUUAAAAAAAAUUAUGAUGGUGGCAGGAGAAAACUCCCAGAAUAAAUGAUUUAUUGAAAAUGUGUUUCACUUUGGAAUUUUACUUUAGUUUUUUUUUGCCAUCAUCAAUGUGACACUGACUUAUACUUUAAAAACAAUAUUAAGUGCCAGUUCAUGGAAUUUAGCCACUCUAGAAAAAAAUCCAGUUUAUUAUUUCCCGUUAUAUCUAUAUCACAGCUCCUAUGAAAGUCCCUCAUCUCUCUCUACAGAAGUCCUUUUUUUUUAUUUUUUUUAUUUUUUGUCAUAUACACCUUAAUUUGUCUCUGCCACGAAUGAUGGGAGUUGGGAGUUGCAUGUGGGUCAGAGUAUCAUGAUAGUUGUGGUUGUGUUGGCGGUUGCAUGGGUGUUAUGUGAGGUAUGUGUGUAAUGGGAGUCAUAUGAGUGUGGCAGGUGUAAUCCCUGGCUUUCCUUCCUUGAAGUGGGUUACCUUUAGAUUAUGCAGGUAAACUCAUAAAUGUGUCUAUGGUAAGCGCAACCUGAAGUUCCAGCUCCAACAUCUAGUGUAGAGGUAUCAGGCUAUACCGUAAACUGUGAGUUGACAAUGGAGGGAAGACCUUAAAAUCCUAACAUAUGUAACAAGAGCCUUUUUUUAAAUUCACUGUGGCACUGAUUUCAGCUCAGGACUCAAUAGACAACCUGUCUGUGACUUUCAUGUCUGCUACUGUGGUCUGGUUGUCUUUUAAUUUAUAAAUAUUUGACUUGGAUAAAAAAUUUAUUUUGAUUUGUGAUACCAUUAAAAGGGGGGGAGGCGCGAUACUGGUAACCCGCUUUAACCUCUGUUACAGGAGCUUAAGAAGAAAGGUCACAACCAUUAAACUGCCUACCCCACGACAAACAACAGAACGCUCCUACUACAGUGAGACAUCUAGCUACGUUAGUAGAGACAGAGGAGAUGUGGCUGCAUCCUUACAAGACCCAAGCUAUGCUGGAUCGUACUGGGGUGAGAACUGAGAUACUGUUUAUAUAUCUUGCUUGAGUUUGAAUUACUGUGUGCACUUGCAUUGCUGUAUAUUGGUCAUUUUACAAAAUAAGCAGAUAAGCCACGUGAAACUAUAUUUUAUAAUUUUCUGGUUAACCAGCAUGUGUGAAGGCUGGGUCACUAAACAUAACCUCUGUGUACUAGAUUAGCCGCUUGUAUGGAAUUACUUAAUUUUGAGUAAUAAGAGACAACUGUCUAGGCAAGGAAUCAACUGAUAUUAAGUUAUAGGGACACUAUAGUCAUCAGAACUACAGUUUCUUGUAGUUGUUCUGGUGAGUAUAGUCAGUUCCUGCAAGCUUUUGUAAACACUGCCUUUUUAGAGAAAACGCUGUCUUUACAUUGCAGCCUAGGGAUACCUUUGGUGGCCACUACUCAGAUUGCUACUAGAGGUGCCUCCUGGGGCAGUAUCCAGACGUUCAGUGUCUCCACGCUCUGCAUGGAGACUCUGAACUUUCCCCCCUAGAGAUGCAUUUUUUUUUUCAGUGCAUCUCUUUGAGGAGAUGCUGAUUGGUCAUGGUGGCGUUUGACUCCGCUGCCACCCUGCCUCCUUGGCUGAGAGCAUUCGAAUUGACAAUCUCAUCCAAUUCAAUGCAUUCCUAUGGGAAGGCAUUGUGAUUGGCUGACAUUAUCAGAACUGAUGAUCUCAGCCAAAGUGGCAGAUCAGGGCAAAGCCAGCAAUGGUGGACUGCAAUACAAUUAUUCUUUUAAUGCAAAAACUAUGAAGAUUUGAGCAUGCAAAAAAUAAAGCAUAUUAAUGAAAUCAAAACCUAUCAAAUGCAUUAAAGUUGUAUUAGUGCCCAGAGUGUCACUUUAACCUUUUAGAUGCAGAAAAACAUGCUGCUUUUCUGAUUGAUCUACGGCAGGCUAGUGAAACUUCUAGAACAAUCCAUUGGCAUUUAGAUAUAGAAACCACUCAGCCUGCUUUUUCAACAGACUGUGGGAAUCUCUGGGAUUUUCUCCAAGGGAUUAUGUGCUCUGAAUGAAAUACUUCUGAAAUGGCGUUUUUAGGCUCCUGGUAACUGUUGUAAUUACCUGCAAUUUCACAUCCCCCUAGAUAAAAUGUGCACUUCAGCCUUGAGCAUAUAAUAAUUUAUGAUUAUCUCAGAAAAGUUCUUGUGAAAAACUGUGUGUCUGUACAUGGUAAUGCAAGACUGAUCUGUGACUUGGAUAUCCAUUCUUGUGAUCAAGGAAAAUUAUGUAGGACGGUAGAUUUGUGCAAGAAUGUGUAUCUAUGAAAAAAUAAACUGGGUAGCUCUGAUAUAAUUUCCUUUUUUUUUUUUUUUUCUUUUCAAGCCAGCCGCUACGAGCUAUGAACUCAAGAUCAUAGUCUCUGUGUAUAGAGUAGGAGAUGUGGAGUGGAUUUUUUUUUUUCUUUUUUUCCCAGACAGGGAAAUAUACUGUGCGUAUAACAUUCCUACAGAGUGACUUUGCUCAGUCAAAGCGGCAGGUCUCAGAACAGAAACUAGUGGAAUUUGGAUUCUAUUUGGAUUUGAAAUGUCUAUCUUGUGACAUUUUAGAGACCAUCCAUUAUUUAGUAGUGUACUGUAUUAUAAUUCCAUCUUAAACAAUAUAUUUUUACAAUGUUUAAUUAGGCAAAUAUAUGGACAAAAUAAUAUAUUGGUUACUGGUGACCCUGCUAUUAAAAAACCUCUUCUAUUUUACUUAUAUUGUAUGGUAAAAUCUUGACUUUGUAGUUUUUUUGUAUCACAAACCUUUUGGAGGUCUUUGUAUAUUUUGCAAAGUGCCCUGAAGGUGACAUCUCUAGUCCAGUGGCAACAGGGUGCAAUGGAAAGUAAGUUUACUUGGCUGAAGCUGUGCCUUUCAAGCGUCGCUAUCUGCUUCCUUGAGAUCUUCUUCAGCACUUGGCUAAUGCUUUAAUUGCAUAAUGCAUUAGAGAGAGUAAAACACUAUGGAGGAUCCCAAAAGAAGGCUAUAGCUUUCAUAGAUGCUUCACAAUGAGUGAGACCUUGUCUGAAUCCCACAGCCAUCACUUGUGAUGGCAGCUGGGAUUGGACAAAAGUUGAUGGUGGCCUUUGGUAAACUUUCUUGUAUAUUGAUAAGAGGUGUUGUGGGUGCCAGAUGUAACGAGGGUCAAAAGGUUGCCCUCGGUGUUAAAGAAGAUCUCAUUAUCCUCCAUGUUGUCCUAUGCAAGAGCCUUGCUAGACAUCGGCGCAUCCCCCAUGAUUCCUUUUCAUACUGUGCAUUACCCUGAGGUCCAUCUUUUUCCUGACCAUCCUUGUAAGGGUCGUUAUUAUUGGAAAGCAGUAGAGGUUGGACCUCCUAAACCUCUAUCCGUUUAGGUCUCUUGAGUGGUGCCUUGCCUUUAGGGUGGUGCUGAGCUGCAGCAGAGCCCUUCCAGAGGCAUGUUGCAGUGGUUGUGCGCUCACAUACAGCCAACCCAGUCGAGUGGUUCCUCAACUUCAGUAUGCGCCACUGUUGUUCCACUAGGGAGCGGGGGUGGGGAGUGCUGGUCCAAUAGGAAAUGUUUGGACCUUUGCCAGCACUUUUUUGCAAGAUGCCGCCACCGUAGCAUUAAUGAUACUUUGAAAAUCCUGAUGGUGGUGAAUCACACAUGGCUUGGAAGCAAUAGAAUUUCUAACCUGUUGAGUAUAAUAAAGAGUCAGGCAGGGGUGGAACUUGGGUCUGAUGGAUAUGUGUGUGUGCAACCUUAUCAUUGCUGAUCUAUAAUAAAAAUCAAUAAGUGGCAUGCUAUUGGGGUUAUCCCCUUUUCCAGCAACACACUGCUUCACCUAAAUAUAUUGCACUAUAUUUAGGUGAAGCAGUGUGUUGCCGGAAAAGGGGAUCACCCCAAUAGCAUGCCACUUAUUGAUUUUUAUUAUAGAUCAGCAAUGAGAAGUUGAUGGGGGGAUCACCCCUGCAUACAGUGCAUAUUAACAAGUGAACAGCCAGGCAUGAAUAAAUGCUAACCACAUAUAAUAUGUAUAAUGUACCAUAAGGGGGCUCACCCCUAUGCAACAGAGUCUUUGCUAAACCGAAUGUAAUGCACCAGGAAUAGGGCAAAGUAUUAAUGAGUGUGUCGCAAAAGUUCAUAUAGACCGCAAGUGCUGUACCGAGGAAAUGGCUGCUGAGAAUCUUGUGCUUUUGCGAGAUUCAGUAUGGUCACGGUGUACGCUGACAACAGAGUGGAAAGUAAAGAAUAUAAGUGAAAAGGCUCCCCUGAGCCCCAGAGACCACAGGACAGCCCCAGAAUGAGAGAGAGAUAGAGAGUGUAGUGCUCAGAGGGGGAGAGUGUCACUAAUAUGUGACAGGUGAGGUGAACAAGCUACAGAUAGUCAAUAAUGACCCUGUGCCGGAUAGGAGAAACCAGUGUUAGAGAGCCACAACUACUACGAACAAUAAUACAAUUCAUAUGAAGACAACUGUAAAAUCAAGAAAAUGUAUAAUACUCUGAUAUGUGCACUUGGCAAGGAGCUUGUUCCAGUCAGAGCUUGUAUAGCCUCCUCAUACUUGUUUUUGAUAAUAAUUUGUGUUAGAAGAUGUGCUGCUAUUGGAGUACAGUAAAGAGAAUUGCAAAAUAUGAAGCCUCCUGUCAUGUAAUUAAAUUUAUAUUUGUAUAUCGCUUGUGCUUCGUGCCACCUGCUGCUUUAGCCUGUGGCAUAGAUACAAGGAGAUGUAUUUAUGGUAGAUUUUGCUCAUGGUGUUAUGUAGUCUUGUAGUAAUGUUUGUGAUCCUACCAACAGCCCAUAAUAAUUGGUUGGCAACCACUGAAGAACUUACAGAAACAGGUGGUGUAACUGGCACCAACUUGUGCAUCAUGCGAUGUUAUCAGUUCUGUGCCCCACGUGGGUUUAAUCCAGACAGCACUAAAUUUCAAUAGUUGUUUUAGUUGCAUUUUUUUUUUUUUUCAUCUGAUGUUUGGUAAAUUCCUAUCUGAGAUUGAUCCUAAAAAUCAGAUAAUUGGGUUUCUCAACUGCACAAUAGGAUUUAUUCUUUAAGCAUUAAUGAAUUGCAAAAUUCAGAUGUGCUGAUCAAGAAAUUUUGUAUUUGAAUUUAUUUUUGUUAAAAUAAGCAGAUUGAUUUUUUUUAUUUUUUAUUUUUUGCCCGAAUUCUGCAAUUUCGGUUUACAGUUUUAGUGAAUCCCGUCCUAUCUCCCUCUUAAGUCUGGUCAUGUACGAUUAGAGCUCCAUGAUUGAACGAGUUUCUUGAUGUGGUAUUUUUGUGUGUGUUUCUUCUUUGCUCAGUUGCCUUAUUCUGCUCAGCAAUAAACAGAUUCACAGAUUGCAGAAGCCCAUGAAAAAAAGGGUUUUUGUUUUCGCAUUUAUUUAUUUAUAUUUUUGGUUUUCCUGCUAAUGUAUUUGUUGUAAAUGUUUAGCAUUGCGAUUUUUAGAACAGGCAUACAUGUAUUCACUGGUUGCAGUGAAAUACAAGGUUUUAAUAAAGUUUUCCUUGCCAUACAUCGCCUCAUAUAUCUUAAAUUGAGCAUGUUUUGUUGGGACCAGCUUGAGACAAUGCAAGGCAGGAAGUCUUUACUAUGAAACUGAGUUUCUGACCUAUACUAUUUACUCAUUGUGCUGACAUGUAUUACUUAGCUUAAACAGAAAACCUAAUAACCUAUUAUGCGACUGCGGUAUGUACGCCAGUGCAUGCAGAUACACUUAACCCCUUAAGGACCAAACUUCUGGAAUAAAAGGGAAUCAUGACAUGUCACACAUGUCAUGUGUCCUUAAGGGGUUAAAGGACCACUACAGACACCCAGAUCACAUCAGCUCAAUGAAGUGGUCUGGAUGCCAGGUCCCUCUAGUUUUAACCCUGCAGCUGGAAACAUAGCAGUUUCAGAGAAACUGCUAUGUUUCACUGAGGGUUAAUCCUGCAUCUAGUGGCUGUCUCAUUGACAGCCACUUGAGGAGCUUCCGCAAUUCUCACUGUGAAAAUCACAGUGAGAAGACGCUGAACGUCCAUAGGAAAGCAUUGAGUAAUGCUUUCCUAUGGGCGGUUUGAAUGCGCGCGCCGCUCUUGCCACGCAUGCGCAUUCGGAGCUGAGGGGUGGAGAGAUCCCCAGCGCCAAGGGAGUCCGGCGCUGGAGAAAGGUAAGUGCUUAAGACACACACACACACACACACACACACACACACACACACACACUCUCUCACGAACAGACGCAUACACACUAGCUAACACACACACACACUCUCUCUCACGAACAGACGCAUACACACUAGCUAACACAUACACUCUCACGAACAGACGCAUACACACUAGCUAACACACACACAUUUACUGACAGACGCACACAAACUAACACACUCAGUAACAGACACACUCUAACACACAUACACUCACACACACUCUAACACUAACACACACACACACACACACGUAUUUUUUUUUUUAUUUCAUCCCCCCCAGCCUCCCUACCUUUGGGAGUGCUGAGGGGAUUCCCUGGGGUCCAGUGGUGUCACCCGGCGGCCUGUCCUGUGGGCGGGCUGGCGGGCACACGAGGGAGCACUCUCCCUGGCUGAGUGCUUCCUGUUCAGCUCCCUCGCGCGCCGUGUACUGAUGCCUGAGCCGGAAGAUGACAUCAUCUUCCGGCUCUGGAAUCAGUAUGCGACGCGCGAGAGGGAACUGAAGAGGAAACACUCAGCCCCCUGCGUCCACGGUAUGUACGCCACUGAAUGUGAGGCCCGGGACGACCUGAGCAGUCCGGGCCCCCCAGGACCGCCGGGCCCAUGACAACCGUUAUGGUUGUCAUGCCCUGAUGGCGGCCCUGCAAGGAGGUUCCUAUUCCCUUCCCUUUUCUCAUAGGUGGAGAUUUUAAUCUUUUUUGAAAGUGUAUUAUUUUUGGUUUUUAAUCUGUUUGUAUCUACAAAAUUGUUAUCAAAAUAUCCUAAAAUAGGUUCUGUUCUCUACCUAAAUUGCACCAUCAAUCACCAAAAUAUCCUCCAUUCCGGACAAGACCUUUUGUUGUUUACAUGUUUAUUCCCCACAGUGAUUACUGCCAGGUAUUCAAAGUAAAUUAUAAAGUUUAGAGUAAAACAGCCAAACUAGAAAAAAAAUCUGAGUUUUCUACUUUGCUAGUUUGGCCUUAAAUUUAAUGUUAGAGUUGCUUUACAAAAGAAAGUAACAAAGUUGGAGUCUGUUGCCGUACCAGAAAAAAUGAGGACAUUAAAAAUGUCAGGACACAAAAGAAGCAAAAAAACAAAAAAUAAAAUAAAUUCUACUAAAAUCUACACAUCUUUAUUCUGGAACUGGGCAAAAUCUUAGUUUUUUGUCAGUCAUUGUUAUAAGCUGUGUUCUUUGUUCCUGAUCAGCAGGAUAGAGAAAGCAUGCAGAGAAAAAACAAAAACAUUGUUUCCUUCUCAUUUACUAUAUGUGUGUUGACUGUGCCUGGACUGCAUUAGAUUGUGAUGAUAAAUAUUUAAUAUACAUUUAAAAGAAAUUGGAAUGUUGAACUACCUGCUGUUGAGACCAGUAGUUUAGUAGCCUUCUCAUGACAACCUGUUUAUAGCUAAAUUCACCAUGGUUGUUUGGAGGGUAGUAUCUGAGGGAUGGCCGUAUCAUAAACUUCCCAGUUGCUUGGUAGUACCUUACAAGUUGAGAUAAAUGUUUGAUCUCACAGCGGGACUUAGGGGCACUACAAAAUUUUUCAAGAAGUUUGGUAACCCUGGUUAGACUUUGACCUUGGUGGAGAGAUUCUUUUCAGUCGGGCGGGCGAGGGGCAUCAAAUGCAGGGGGAAAAAGGUUAACAGAGGUUACAAUUGAAGUUGUGGUACGAUGCACGGCAAUGACUGUAUCUUCCCAUAAUGCCAUUAAAUCCUUCUAGUUAAUGGGGUUUGCAUAAUGAAUUACAAGGUUUUUGCCGAAAAUAUUACUUUUCCAAAAUUUGCUUGUAGCUCAUCGACUCCUAAGGACUUAGCAAUGUUAAACUCUAUUAUAACUGCACAUUAAAAUAACCCUUUCUAACUCAGGAGAGAGUGACCUUGUACGAAAGCGGAUGGGUACAGAUGUCACAUAUAACAGCAGCAACAGCAAGAAUGGAUUCUCAGAAACUCAGCCAACCUAUGACAGAUCUACCUCUUCAUCAGGCUAUUCUUCAGAGGAAGAUAACACAGGUAAAAGCACAAAUUAAAAUACUCCUGUGCUGUAAACAUAGGUUAUGGUACAAAGGUCUUAUUGUUUUCCUCUCUCCACUUGCUGUUUAUUAUAAGUAGAACACUUUGCAAAAAUAUUACAGAUAUAAGCCCUUCCGACACUAUUUCACAACACAUGGGGAAACUACUGCUCCUCCAUCCUAUCCAAGAUUUUGUGCUGGGACUUAUUCCUAGCUGUGCUUGUGUUUUACCAACUGUGAGGGCUUUAUCAUUUGCAUACUAUUCGCUUUCUCAAUUGAAUACAAUGGAAUCCUGUGGAGAAGAUGGAUUGUGCGUGUGGCUCUUGCUGCGUAUGUGAAUCAGGUCACCAUUGCUUCUCUAUGAUUAGCAUUGGAUUGGACUACGACGCAGGAGAGGUGAGCAGCACAGAUGAUGUUUUGGGACUGGACAAAAGUAAAUAAUUUUUUUUAAAUUAUUUUAAUUUUAUGUUUUUAUUCAUUUUUUGGGCAAACAGGGACCUGUAUUUAACUACAGGCGAACACUAUAGCAUUGGGAAUACAGGUUUGUAUUCCUAAUGCUAUAAUUUUCCUUUUAAGCGCAUGCACAAUAUUAAUAAUCGUUCUAUUCUUGUGAUUAGCUAACCAUUUUUAAUAAUCCUCCUACCCUGUAUCUCCUUUGUCAGUAACUUUCUGGUCACAAAAGCCUUGACAGUAUUGUCUAUCCUGUAUAGACAGGUUUAUUCCAGACAACUUUUCGUGUCUCUCUUUAGUUAGUCCAUAUAAACAGGCUAUUUAUUGCCUGUCCUCCUAAUUGCCUCAUCUUUGUCUACUAUGUUUAUCAAAGCCUGCUAGCAGCUCAUCAUGUUUGGAUAUGCUCUUGUCCAUAUCUAGUUGCAUACUUUCAGAUGAGUCUAAACGCCACAAAUCUUGCCGUUCCGUGUGUAUUGAUUAUAGCAGCCACCAGGAAUGUCAAGAUAUCAAUCAUAGUACAUGGAUUCAACUCAUCAGCAAGGUGGUAUCAGCGGACCCCAACUUAACUCGUGGGAUCCAAGUUUUUAAAACUACUUUUUGUUUAUGAUUUAUUUUAUACAUUUCUUAAACAUUUCUUACAUAAUGAAAUGUGGAGCAUGUAUCUAUCUUUCAAUGUAUUUAAUAAAAUGUUUUUUAUAUAUCUAUAUUGCACUCAAAAAAAUAAAAAAAUAAAAAAAUUUCAGGUCAAAAUUAUUUUUUAUUUUAUCUUUUGUACCUGUUGAGUUUAAGCUUGUAAAUGGGUAAUAGAGCGUGUUUGUUUUUAGUGUUCUUUUAAAAUGAAUUUGUGUCACUUUCUCUUUAUUUCCCUUGUUUCGUAAACGGGCUAUUUAAAGAUGUAAAUCUAAUCAAAAAAAGGGGGGGGGGAAAUUGCAUUUGGUUUUAUGUGGUCAUUUAUUUAAAAAUUUUUUAUCUUAAUGAGUUAUAGAAUUUUGUAACUUAUUUAUUAUUCAAAACACUGUUUGAUCAAAGUCACAUGUCUAUACAUGUGAAAUAUCAUUUCAUACUCUUUGUUAGAUGCAAUUUAAAAUGUUUGAGCUUUUUCUUUUCAAAACUCCCACACCAACGUUUACAAAAAUAUUUAAGACCACAAAAAAAUAAAACUAUUAUUGAAAUGUUGACCCUGUUUUACAAUAUAAAACACAAAAAUUAUUUUAUAUUUUUCUUUAGUUUGCAGUAUCAUUAAUCAUGUUCUGUAUUAUUAUUAUUAUUUUUUAUUUUUUUUAUUUCUUAUCCAAGAGCAGGGGUAGGCAACCUACGGCACUAGUGCCAUGCACGGCACUCAAGGUGUCUUUCCACGGCACUCAAGGCUGCUAGAGCCAAACAGGGUCUGGCCUCUCAGGAGUCUCAGUGAAACUUCAGAUAUCUGCUAAUACAAAGAGGUAGUUAAGGACAAUCCUCAAUUUAUGUAUUGCAGCACAUAGGGUAAGUGAUCUCAGAUCACUUCCUCCCAGCACUUGUGAAUGGGAAUCCACACUGUAGUAGAGCAGCCCACAGCUGAUGUUGCAGCUCCUCCCCUUUACUCACCUCCCCCUUCCUUGUGUUCUCCUCAUCUUCCCUUCUCCUCACCCCCCCCCCGUGUUCUCCUCAUCUCCCCUUUACUCACCUCCCCCUUCUCCUCACCUCCCCCUUCCCUGUGUUCUCCUCACCUCCCUCCUCCCUGUGUUCUCCCUUCCUCUAACCUCCCUCCUCCCUGUGUUCUCCCUUCCUCUAACCUCCCUCCUCCCUGUGUUCUCCCUUCCUCUAACCUCCCUGUGUUCUCCCUUCCUCUAACCUCCCUCCUCCCUGUGUUCUCCUCAUCUAUCCUUCUCCUAACCCCCUCCCUGUGUUCUCCUCACCCCCUCCACGUGUUCUCCUCAUCUCCCCUUCUCCUCACCUCCCACACCCUGUGUUCUCCUCAUCUCCCCUUCUCCUCACCUCCCACACCCUGUGUUCUCCUCAUCUCCCCUUCUCCUCACCUCCCACACCCUGUGUUCUCCUAAUCUCCCCUUCUCCUCACCCCCCCUCCACAUGUUCUGCUCAUCUCCCCUUCUCCUCAAGCAGCUGCAGCCUUAUAGGAAGCGCCGGCCCUGCUUGGGGGCCAAGGCCAGCUCGGAGCCCCAAGCAAUUGCUUGGUUUGCUUGCCUGGUAGCGGCGGGCCUGAGGUUCGGCACGCUACGGGACAUUACAAUCCUAUAUCGGCACAGUGCUGCUAAAAGGUUGCCUACCCCUGUCCUAGAGUCUAAAUUUGAAAACUAAUUGUGGAUCCCUCCCCCCCCUCCCCCCCUUUCCACAUUAAGAAUAAUAUUCCCCUAGAGCUAGACCUUUUUUAUUUUCCCAUAAAAUAUAAAAAACUUUUCAAUAAAAAACAUUUUGACAAGAAUGAUAUUUAUGAAGGAGGGGUCCCCAAGACUCUUGUCCCAAUUGGUGUUUUACCUCUCUCCCGUAAUAAAGGUCCAGGGUAUAGCCUAGAACCAGAGAUUCCAAAGUCCCUUGACACCAACACUGUGGCCCCUAAAUAACAUAUACAUAUAUAUUAAUUUUUAAAAAUGCAUUAUUUAUUUUUGUCCCCCAGGUCAAUAUCAUUCAGAUGAUUAUUCCACCCAAGGCUCCUGGUGGAGAAGAUGGACUAGGUGUGUGCGUGAGCUCCCUUGGCUUCUGCUUUCAUAUCCAGGUUAGUCAAACAUAGAAUAGAAGAAUAUUUGGCAAUACACCUUUUUGAUAUAGUUUCUGUUUAGGGCAGAGCCCUUCCUUACUCAUAUUGAACCUGUCAUUACUUUAAUGGAAAUUGCCUCCAUCGACUUCCAACAUCUAAUUUACUAUGAAGAUAAAUUAUUCUAUUUAUUAUUAUUAUUAUUAUUAUUAUUAGCACUUAUAUAGGAAUAGAAAAAGAAGGGAAUCAAAACAGAGAAUACCUUAAUCUUUAAUACCCUAAAUUUUCCCUAUGACAAGCAUUAUUUAAUAAGCGUUGUAGGGUUAUUAAAUCUCUACUCUAUUUUUAUUAACAAAGUAUAACUUGCUCAACUAAUUUUCAAAUUGGUGGGAAUUUUUUUAUAUCAAUAUUUGGGAGUACAAAUAUAUAUUUCCUGGAAACUUUAAUAUUAUAUUAUUUGCUCUGAUUAAGGGAUUCUCUGUUUUUGGUUCCCAUUUAAUCUUUAUUGUUUUAAUUUAUUCCUAUUCUUAUACACAUUUAGGGUUAGGCUCUGUUCCUGUGAGAUUUAUCUAUUUUAGAUGACUUUUUUUUUUCUCUCUCCUAGUUGACUUUCUGUAAUGCUAGCAUUUACAUAGCCAUAAUAUGUUUCACAGUGUCUUUACUGUUAUAAAUUGGGGUUGAUUCCCCCAGAUAGCACUAUCUACAACAAAUGUGCUGUGGUUGCUGUGCCUGUGAGUUGGAGGACCGCUUGUAGGAGGGUCUUUGUAGACAUAGAGGUUUAUGCUAAAGAACUAAUUGACAAGUGAGGGAGUGGCCAGUAUUGUUUGUGUGAUAUAUAUAACAUAUAUAACAACAUAUAUAACAGCUUAUAUAUAUAACAACAACAUAUAUAUAUAUAUAUAUAUAUAUAUAUAACAGCUUAUAUAUAUAUAACAACAUAUAUAUAUAACAACAUAUAUAUAUAACAACAUAUAUAUAUAUAACUUAACAUAUAUAUAGCGCAACAGCAUAUAUAUAACAACAUAUACCAUAUAUAUAACAACAUAUAUAUAUAUAUAUAUAUAACAUAUAUAUAACAUAUAUAUAUAUAUAUAACGCCGCCAUAUAACGCCUUAUAUAACGCCGCCAUAUAAACGCCGCCAUAUAUAACGCCGCCAUAACGCCCGCCGCCGCCAUAACGCCGCCGCCGCCGCCGCCGCCAGCAUGCCGCCGCCGCCGCCGCCGCCAGCAUAUGCCGCCGCCGCCGCCGCCGCCGCCUUAUGCCUGCCGCCGCCGCCGCCGCCAACGCCGCCGCCUUAACGCCUUAACGCCGCCGCCGCCGCCGCCGCCGCCAACGCCGCCGCCGCCGCCGCCGCCGCCGCCUUAUAACGCCUUAUACCGCCGCCAACGCCGCCGCAUAUAACGCCUUAACAUAACGCCGCCCAACGCCGCCGCCAUAACGCCGCCGCCUUAUAACGCCGCCGCCAUAACGCCGCCGCCGCCUUAACCGCCAUAACAUAUAUAUAUACUUAUAACGCCGCCAUAUAUAACGCUUAUAUAUGCUUUCUUUUUUUGCUCUGCUCUUUCUCUCUCUUUCUCUCUCUCUCUCUCUCUUUUCUCCUCACUUUCUCUCUCUUUCUCUCUCUUUCUCUCUCCCUCUUUCUCUCUCUUUCUCUCUCUUUCUCUCUCUUUCUCUCUCUUUUCUCUCUUUCUCUCUCUUUCUCUCUCUUUCUCUCUCUUUCUCUCUCUCUUUCUCUCUCUUUCUCUCUCUUUCUCUCUCUUUCUCUCUCUUUCUCUCUCUUUCUCUCUCUUUCUCUCUCUCUCUCUCUCUCUCUCUCUCUUUCUCUCUCUUUCUCUCUCUCUCUCUCUCUUUCUCUCUCUCUCUUUCUCUCUCUCUCUCUCUCUCUCUCUUUCUCUCAUACCUGCAUUUUGUUUUCACUCUAUUUUCUUGUGUAUUUUUUUUUUUUUAAUUCUGUGUUCUCAACCCAUAGUUCCACUUUAUCAUGUGUAUGUCUAUAAUUCCAUAUGUGUAGCGUCUCUGUAUCCCCAUACUAUACCUUGAGCCUGCUCUACUCACACUUCCCUCUCUCCCUCAUAUUGUACAGGACGUUUGUUUGGUCUUCUCUAUUGGUGGUUUGGUACAACAUGGUAUCGUUUAACUACCUCUGCCUCUCUCCUUGAUGUUUUCAUCUUAACCAGGUCUGUGAGUGCAAAUAACUAGGCUUACUAUAAAUGUUUACUUGCUUACUUGAGACAAUAAGGAUGUAUACUUGUUGAAACACAUGCAUAUGCAAACAAUAUGAGCGCUUAUGUAUCUGUUUUUAUUUUCAAAGAAACCCUGUACCUGCUAGGUUUAGAAAAGUAGCAGAUGUCUAGACAGAUAGCUGGAGCAAACAAUGCAAAGCUCUUUUGGAUUUAAAUUGACUCAAUGACGUACAGGAUUAAACCACUUAAAUGAUCAAGAAACUUAAGUCAAGUAUAGGAGGCUAAGCUGUUCUGCAGUUCUACCUGUCAUAGUUCAAUAGAAACCGCAUAAGAUUGUCUAAACUCUACUAAAACUAUUACACGUGCUUCUACAUACAUUUUCCUAAAAAAAUAAUACAUUCAACCCCUUAAUUAAGAGGUAUUAUUCAGUUUAUUCUGAGUAGCUUUGCAAAAGUCUCUUUCUAAGUCUGUCUCAUGCUCUUACUACAUGACAUAUUUUUACAUUUUGAGGAUGUUGUGGUUUUCAAUUUGAGCUGUAAUUGUCUUUGUCUAAUAGCAAAGAGAUCAGCAAAUCGGGUAUGUUGAACAUUGUUUUUGUUUUAUUUUUUAAUAUUCUUUUCUCAGUAGUUUAAGAAGAUUGUAAUAGAUAAAUCUGUAGAUAUAUUUUGUGUCCUGAUGAAUGAGACAAUAUGCCAAAAACAAAAAAAAAAUUAGUUUUGACCACCAUCUUGCAAAAUUUAGGCCAAGCUAUCAAAGUUGGAAACCAUAUUGACUCAAAAAAAUAGUACAUUAAUUGUAGUUCUAUUUUGGCAUACCUGUUGCAAGCGGGUUGUUGACAAACUAUAUGGCAUGAAAUCCAAAAUUGUAGAAUGAGAAUAAAGAGGAAAAAGCCUUGAUUUGGUAUUUUUUUUUGUUUUUUUGUUUUUUUUGUAAAUAUAGCUUUUAUUAGCAGUUCAGGUAAUAACAGAAAACAGUGCGAAUGUUGUCAGUGAGACUCGCAGGUCUCCAAUUGCAUCUUACAUGCACCACAAGUAUUAGGUGGACAGAUAGGUUCUAUAUUUGUUCCCCAACCAAAUGGUUAAUAGUGCGGUAGAUCCCAGGUCACGUCCUCUAACGUGGGGAGUGAGAGGGGUUUGUUUUGCAGGACCAGGUCCUGUAGUCUUGCACCAGGUCUGGAGCUCCCUCUUCUGUCUGCCCUUUCCCUAACUUCUGUAGUGUCUAGGUAUGUUGUGGGUUCUCUCCUGGGUCAUCUACCCUCUCGUUCUGAGUCUGCGUCCCUUCCUCAUUUAUGAGGCGAUGCCGUUAUAAAGGGGGGGCGGGGGGGUGCUCAGUGGUGGGUUUAGUCGCCUCUGUCGUCUUGCUUCCUUGUGAGCAGUAUUUGUUGUCGCUCACCAGUCGCUAUCCACUUUUGGUAUCUGUGGUGUGUCUGGAGUGUUUUCCCCCUUUGGGUGGGGGUGAUGUGGUGUCUCAAUGUUCGGUUGUGUCAGUCGUCUUGUGUUGUCAUAUGUUUGCUGUUUAUUGUAGGAGUUUCCCUUGUCGUGGGAUCUUCCCAACUUUAUCAAGCGAUGUCUCGCGGGUCCCAUGUCCCAUGGAGAAACCAUGGUGCCUUCUCGGGUUCUAAUAUUUUUGUGGCCAUGUUGCGCCAGGCGGUCCCCGGCCUCGCCCAGGGGGAAAAAAAAGGGGGGUGGGGGGGAAGAUAGGGUUGGGUGAGAGGGGGGAGCUAAAAGGUAUGGGGCAGAGCUAUGUUGUGGCAUGGGUCUAUCCUGACUCCUGAGUUAGCCGGUCAGGGCAGAUUGGGGGGGGAGAAGUUGUGAUGGAAUGCGCGUGUUGUUCUAGCUGGCUAAGGAUCCCCGUGGUGUCCCAUCCCCUGUCCUCGUUUGUGAUGUGUAUAGGUACCAUGGCGUCCACAUUUCAAGGUGUUUGUUUCUCCUCCCGAGUAUCUCAGCGUAUCUCGCCUCAGCUGUGUGAAUCUCUUCUAUUCUCUGUAGCCAUUCCGUUUUGGUAGGUGGCUGAGUUUGCUUCCAUCUCGCUGGGAUCAGUGCUUUGGCUGCAUUAAGCAGGUGUCGUAGGAUUGAGCGUUUGUAUUGUGCCAGCUGUCCUGUAAAGAAGUGUAGGAGCGCGGCCGCUAUGCUAAAGUCUGGUGGGUCAACCAGAAUUGUAGUGAUUUUCCCGGUUUAUCUCUUCCCAGAAUGGCUUGAUCCCAGGGCAGUCCCACCAAAUGUGGCGUAGAGUGCCUGGCUGUGUUUCACAUCUCCAACAAGUAUCCGGGACCCCCGGGAAAAUCCAGUGCAGUUUUGCUGGUGUUCUGUACCACUGGGAGAUCAGCUUGUAGUUCACCUCUUGGUACCUGGUGCUUAUUGAGCUUUUGUGUUGUAAUAUGAGAAUUUGUGCCCAUUGGGCAUCUGUGAAGUUUCUGUCUGUCAAUUCCUCCCACUGCCUCUGGAAGGCGUUGUUUCUGGAGAGUUCCCCUGUGAGCAGUUGUUGAUAUAUGCCCGAUACUCUGCCAUCUGCCUCUGGAGAGCUCUCGCAGAAGUGUUCAAACCAGGUCCAUUCUCUGUGUACUGCUCCCCUAUUGGGCAGAUUGUGGUAGAAGGGCCUCAGCUGUGCGUAGUGAAAUCGGUGCAUUAUCGUCAGGCGUUCUGUGUCCGCCCAGGCUUGAAGGCUGCGCAGGCUGGCGUUUGUCAGGGCCGAGCUCAGGGGUACAUAGUCCUCUUCUCUGUGUAUUGGCCACUAUGGUUUCGUUAUAUGUUAGGGGGAUCAGGGGACUUGGCUGUGGUGAGAUGUGUGCGUUCCUUCGCAGGGUGGUUCAGGUUUUCAGCGUCUGCGCCCCUGUCGGGCGGUGCCAGAUGUAUGUGUAGAGUGCUCUGUUUGUGCUUUCCCUGUCCAGUCUCGUCCAUAGUUUGUUGGUGGGGGCCGUGUGCCAUUCUCGAAUCCUCUGGAGCACUGUCGCGUGGAAGUACCUCCGAAAGUCCGGUAGGGCCAGGCCUCCCCAUGAUUUUGGCAGGCAUAAUCUGUCGUGUUUAAGCCGUGGCCUCCCCUCCUUCCAGACAUACUUGGUUACCGCUGUUUUGAGCUUGGAGAAGAAGUCCUGUGGUAGGUGCCAGGGGAUUGUGCUAAAGCAGUAGAGAAGGCUGGGGAGGAUGUUCAUUUUGACCACCGCUAUUCGGCCUUGCCAAGAGAUGUGAUCGUACGACCAUCUCGUCAGGUCCGUCAGUACGCUGCGAAGUAGGGGUGUGUAGUUCCUGUCGUAUGUCUCGCCCGGGUCACGGCAGAGCCAAAUACCUAGGUAGCGCAUCUGCUCCUUGCACCAGUGGAAAGUUAACUUGCGUUGGAGUCUCUCCUGUGUGUUCCUUGCGGUGCGUAUUGCCAGAAUUUCCCAUUUUGCUUGAUUUAGCUUAAGCCCUGAUAUCUGCCCGUAUUGUUCGAACUCCCAUAGGAGAGCCAGCCGUGUGUUCUGAGGUUCCGUGACGAAAAAGAGCAUAUCGUCCGCGUAUGCGGCCACCUUAUGUGUCUGAUCUUUCUGUUUGAAUCCCUGGAUCUCUGGUGUCAGUCUGAUCUUGUCUAGAAACGGCUCUAACGUGAGAGCAAAGUUGGCUGUGAGUGCUCCGUUUACCCGUACUCUGGCAGUUGGGUCGGUGUAGAGUGCCGUUAUCCAGGUGAGUAUGCCGUUCCCCAGACCCAUCGCCGUCAGCGCUGCCGUCAUGAAGCCCCACCUCACCCGAUCGAAUGCUUUUUCCGCGUCCGUGGAGAGCAUAAGGGAGUCCGUGGUUCCUUUACGUGCCAGGCUUUGUAUGGUGAACGCCCGCAGGGUGCUAUCCCUGGCCUCUCUUCCCGGGAUGAACCCCAUCUGGUCUGGGUGGACUAGUCUCGGUAGGAAUUGUUGCAGUCGCAUAGCUAGCACCUUGGAGAGGAUCUUCACAUCCACGUUCAAUAGUGAGAUGGGGCGGUAAUUGCCGCAGAUUUCUGGGUUCUUGCCGGGUUUGGGAAUCACUGUGUUUAUGGCUGCUAGGGAUUCUCGGUGGAAUUUACCUUUGUCUCGGAGGUGGUUGCAGGCGUUGGCGAUGCGUGGGGCAAGGAUGUCUCUGAACUUUUUAUAAUAGCCCGCCGAGAACCCGUCUGGGCCCGGCGCCUUCCCAUUCUUUGUCGUUUUUAUCACUGCCAGUAUCUCUUCUGUAGAUAUCGGGCGUCUAGGGCGUCUGCUUCCUGCGGGGACAGGGCUUCCGGGUUGAAGUCUCUGAGGUAGUGUGCGAUGUCUCCUGCGGUUCUGGUCUCAUCCGCGUCCGGCGUUUCGGGUGGUAUGUUGUAUAAGUCUUCAUAGUACGUGCGGAAUUAGUUCGCGAUCUCCCCGGGGAAUUGCGUAGUGGUGCCCCAGGCUGUUCGCAGUGCGCUCACCUGUGCACUUGUUUGUUGGUUCCGCAACAUGCGGGCUAGUAGUCUUCCUCCCUUGUUGGCAUGAAUGUAGAAGAAGGCUUUUGAUCUCUGGAUUGUCCUGUGAUGUUUGCGGGCUAUCAGGUCUGUAAGUUGCCGUCUGAGGGUCAGAAGGGUGUGGUAGUGCGCCUCCUGUUGGGACCUCAUAUGCAGCGUUUCCAGCGUUGCUAUCUGUUCUACAAGUGCCGUCAUUUGUCGUUGUGCUUCUCUCUUUUUCUGCGCUGAGAUCCGGAUAAGUAGCCCCCUGAGGACGCUUUUGUGUGUCUCCCACAGGGUCAGUGCGGAGGUAUCUUCGGUGUCGUUUUCAGUGAAGUAGUUAUUCAGUUGUUUGAUUUGGUAUGUUUCUAAGAAAAUGUGUUGCUCUGCAGGUUAUCUUCAGUGUUCCAAGAAUGUUCGUAUAUAGUACUGUUCAAUAUAUACUGAAAUCCAUUUAAAUAGAGUAUUGGUGUAUUUGAUAUGAAAUCAUGAUCAAUGGGACUUUUUAAAAUAAAUUAUUUUGUAGAUUUUUGUGUGUUGUUUUUACAUGUUCUAAAUGUAAUCCCCCACCCCUCUGUUUUUUUCUUUCUCUUUUAGAUAUGUGCUAUUAGCCCAUACACAUACUGUUAUUUAUUUGCAUUGUAUAAAAACUUCAUAAUGAAAUAAUGUGACUGUCUGUGUGUUUACUAUUAAUGAUGUUUUGUAUCUGCAGGCAUUAUGGAGCUUUGAAGAAGGUGCUGAUGAUCCUCCUACUUCUGCUAAUAUUAUCCCUGAUUGCUACAGGUUAGAAGGAUGUCCGCUUUUCUCUUAUUUUGGCUAAUUCCAAAUUCUAUUCCUGCCCAAACCAUAGUCUAGUUUUUGUGUGGAUGGGGAUAAGCAGAGCUAUGGUGACUGACUGUUAAAGGAACACUUCAGACACCUAAAGCACUUCACCUUGUCUAGAGUCUGUCAUUUUUGAGGGCUAAUUUCAAUAGAAAGCUUCACUUUUAGAAUGGUUUUACAAUGAUUUAUUUUACGUACAUUAGCUCCACAUAAGUGGGAGAGGUACUUGCCUUCAAUUCUUCUCCAAUUAACUUUUCUACAGCUCACUGAGGAUCAUUGGAUAGCCACAUGCGCUCUGACUGGUCAAUUCCCUGGCACAAAUUGAAAGUUUGUCCUUUGAGUAGAGGCUGCAGAUAGCAGAUUUCCAACUUUUGGAAGCUAUUUUUUUUCACAUACCUCUAGGGAAAACAUGCAUGAUAAAAUACAUGCUCAGUUAAUAUUUAAAACAAACAAAAAAAAACAAUGGAGCGUUCCUUUAAACUAAAAACAUGUUGCAAGGGAACAGGGCCUGGCUGCUUGAGGAGCAUCUCUGAUUCUAGGAGAAUUUGAAGCCUGAUUAGCAAGUUAUCCUGACCUUUUCUUCAAUUAACUGACCUUUAAUCAUAUCAAAGACACCCUGCAACCUUUUUGGACUGACCUUUUUCUAUUGUGAUUGCUGGGGGGUGGACAUGCAAGGAAGGUGUUCUAGGCAAUUGCUGCCUCGAGAGUUUAGUUCCUCUGAACUAAGCAACCAGGAAAUAACCAGAGCUGUUGUCUGACAGCUGGCGGGGGGGUGUAACAAGGUUAAUUUAUAAAAUUGCUAAUUUCUAUUGAAGAGGACACCCUCUUCGCACAUAAAGCACUUCAGCAAGCUAAAAUGUUUUAGGAAUCCCCUUCAGUUAGUGAAAUAAAAAACUUUUUAAAAAUAACUCUAUGAAACUAUACCUUUUAUUCCAUUGCAGAGAUAUUACAAAUAUUUAUUUAUUUUUUAUCUCAAGGAUUGUGGCAUUUCUAUCCAUUUGGUCUUCAGAAUUUGGCCUCUCUUCCUGUUUCUUCUUUUUUUUCCUGGAAGCAGAAAUCCAUUGUAGAUGACGUUCUUACAAAAGAAGACCCAGGACCACAAACACAACCUCCCUUCUCUCAGGUCUGUGAUAGACUUUGAUUUUUCAUUAAAAAUGUCACCUAAAGAAUAUCCGUAGUGGAUAGUAAAAAUUUUAUAUAUUGGCAAAUUGUUUUAAAAAAAAAAAAAAAAGGUUAUUUAAUGAUUUUCGUGUUUUGGAGCAGUUGUACAUAUCCACACAAAAUACUCUAUCCUCAUAAGUACUUAAAUGGAAAGUGAAUAAUCUGACAAUUCAAGCCUUAGAGCAACCAAUGGAUGUGGAUAUACUGACGCAUGUAAAACAUUUAUAUAUAUUUUUUUAACGUUCUGUUUAGGGAUAUUCCUUACUUGUGACAGUUUAAAGGCGUUCCUGGUGUUUUGUUGUGCAUGUGCACUUAUCUCUUAAUGCUUUUGUAUGGGAAAGUGUUUAAAUUGGCAGAGAUCGCCAAUCUCAAUGAUCUCCAACAAAUAGGCAGAGCUUUACGGAGAAGAACGGUGCUGCGAGGUUUAUUAACCAUGACAACGCUGGCCGAGUCACCCAAACAGAGACCAGAGCACUAUAUCAUUAGCAAUACAUAUUUGUAUCCCUAACACUGUAGUGUUCCUUUGACUCCUGAAAGAAUUUCAAAGUUAUUUGUUAAAAUGAGGAUUGUAGGGAAUUUAAGGUGAAUUUCAAAUUAAAUGCUGAAAUGGAAACCUUUUCCUAGUCAGCUAUGAUUUCAAUUCGGUUACAGCAACACAUUCACUUAUACAAUUUCAAAAGGAAUGAAUAAGUAAAUAAGGAGCUUGUCCUCUUACGUUCUCUCAUGCAGUUACACCAUUUUACAGUAAUCCCCCCUCUGACAUUAAGGCCAAGUCCUACCUAUACAUUCAUCUGGGCCCAAGACAACAUGUCUUGACUAGAGAUGUCGCGAACCGUCCGCGAACUUCUCGCGAAUGGUUAGCCGCGAACUCCGGUCAGCUGACACAUCCCGGCCAAUCUCCGGCAGACCCUCCUACUUCCUGGACAGCAUCCAUGCUGAAGGCACACUUUCAAAUGCCUAAGAAUGUAUUAACCUCUUAAAAUAAGUUGCGACAGAGAUAACAGAAGAAAAAUCUUUUAGGCUUUGGAGAUGUCUACACUAAUUGAUCUAUGUUCACUUCAUUUCACAACUCCUUCCAUUUUUAUUUCUCCUUGUCUUGUAGGUAGAAUUAAUCUCCCGCUUAGAUUCACUUGAAAAAAGGUUCCAGGGACUUGAAAAUCAUCAAAAGAAGUCGAAGAAUGGUGAAAAGAAUAAUGCAGUAGGGUCUGGACCGAGUCGAGAUCAGAUAGCCCAGAUCUUUAAAGAACUAUCAAGCCACAGAGAUGCAAGCCUGAAAGAAAGUAUUCUUGAGGAAGGAUCUAACAAAGCUAUGGUAUGAGGGGUUGAUUUACUACAAAAGUCAUUUUGAAAUGAAUGCACUAGUACUGAUCUAUUGCUGACUUUCUCAUUUUGUGUAUAUUAGAAUGAUUUGAAAAUUCUGAGAGCAGAACAACAGGGAAACCUUCAGGAAAUUCUCGAGAAAAUGCAUCAAUUGUCCAAGGUAAGGAAAUCAAUACGAACAAAUAAGUGUUACCAUACUUUACACCACCUGUAAUAUUUCAUAGUAUUUAAAAACAAACUAACAUUAAACAUUUAUGUAUGUAUUUCUUUCUACUGGCUAGUCCGAAAAAAUAUGUAUCAUAUAUGGGGGGAAAAUAAUAAUGGAAAAAAAACACUGCAUGUUUAUUACAGUAAUAUCAUAAUGACCUAAGUAAAACAAAUUGUGUGCUUCAAUGUUUUUGCUUCUCUCUCUUUAUCUUUAUUUACAUGUCUCACUCUUUAUCUUUUAUUUAUAUCUCUCUCCUUAUCUUAAUUGUAUCCUCCUGAUAGUAACUAAAAUGGCAGAACUUGGCCAGCUGAUAGGUAAUCUCCAAUCUACAUGGAAGCUGAAUAGUGUAUGUUAUUAUUAUUUAUAAAGCACCAACAAAUUCUGCAGCGUUGUUCAAUGUGUGAACUAACAGACACUUGUUUGUAACCAGACGAGUUGGAUGCACAGGAACAGAGGGGGUUGAGGGCCCUAAUCAAAUGAGAUUGCAUGGUAGAGGGAAUGGGGUAUAGCGACACAAAAGGUAAGGUUUAAGGAUGUUAGUGUGCAGAUAUAGACUUACAAAAUAUUACAGAUACGUGAAAAUCCCCAACAUGAUUUCUUCUGUUCACAGGAAGUCAAUGGUCAGAUUCUACAGCUCAAGGUAGAAUUAAAAAGGUAAUGUGGGUACGCCUUUAUUCAAAAUAUCUUGAAAUGAUUGUACUUAUUCUACUUAUUAUUUCUGUUGAGAUGCUCCCGUAUAAUUGAAUUCCAUUAGUUCAGCUUGUUUAUAUAUUCUUCCAGUUCUACUAAAUUGGAAACUAUGAAGUAUUGGUAAUUUUAGGUCAAAAUAGCUGAAACGAAAUUCAACUUGAUAUUUUCUUCUGUACAGUAUUUUGGUGUCAAAUCUACAGGGUUUUUUUUUUUUGUCACUUUUUCACCCCUUAAGGACCAAACUUCUGGAAUAAAAUGGAAUCAUGACAUGUCACACAUGUCAUGUGUCCUUAAGGGGUUAAUGAACCAAUGUGACCCUUUAUGGUUUUAAGUCCUAGUAAAGUAGUGCCUUGGCAUACCUUGCCACAAACCACACAAUAUUACAUGUUGUAUUUAACGUAUGCUAUGUGAACUUGCUGGUCAUAUAUAUUAUAUAUUUAUUUCACUUGUAUGUUGCAUUUGCAUGCUCUUGGUCUGAGUCACUAUGAUUUUUGGAUGUUUACUGUGUUCUGUUUGCUUGCAAUUGCACUUUGCGCUCUAUUACGUGAUAAGUGCAUUUCAAAAUAAGCAAAUUAAACCGGAAUAAGCCAGUCAGUUGGUGUGGAAUAUACAGAAAGCUUGGUCAAUGACACUGCAUCAUACAGCAACAACUUUGUCUAGACAGAAGAUAUGGUCAUGAACAGUUAUGCUUGUAUAUAUCAAACACAUAAAAAGAGAAGCAGGAAAGUAAAUCUAGCCAUUUGUCAUCAUGUCUGGCAACAAAACUCUGAAGGCCGGCUAUUGAAAAGGUGACUUCCAAGUGAGAUUGCCUUGAAUUUAUAUAGGGUUUGGUUUUUUUAAGGGUUUGGUACCAUACCACCUUUAAACAUUACGUUACACCUGCUUAUUCAUUAUAAGACAAGCCAGGAAAUGAUGAAGCUGUAGGUCUACGUGUUCAGCCAGUUGGGUAAUAAGGUGACCGGCCUGAGCAGUGCAGUGGUGGGAUAUUUCAGAAUUAUAAAUUGGCCCCACUUGAGGUGUGGUGACACCUGUCAAGGUGUAUGUAAAUUAUCCAGACAGCUCUUACACAUGAUCAUCUAACUUACUUAGACUGAUAAUGCACAUUGUAUAAAAAGUUUUAGGCAAUAGUGUAAAAUAUAAAACUGAUGUUCACAAAACAAAUCCAACUUAACAUUAAAGAAAUAAUGACAAAUGUGUUCAUAAUAAAGUGUAAUUAAUGUAGAAAAUGUAGAGAUUACACCCCAGUAUUAGGAAGUAUUUGAUAUUGUACACAUUUUCUUCUAGGAAAAGAGAUACAUCUAGAAUAUUAAUUUAGCAGUUCUUACCUCAUUUAAAGCACUUGACAAAAUGUAAUAAUUAAACAUAGGUAGGGUUGCAGUAAGGAUAUGUGAUUGCUGACAUGCAAGGAGUAAGAUGGCCUUACCUGUGGACUUUAAUCUCAAUUUGUAGUACUUUUUAUAAUGUUUUGUAAGACCGUCAGAGAUCUUACAAUGUAAAUGUAUAAUGAGUCUUGAGACAAAAAGUAGCAUGGGAGAAAAGGCAGUUCUUGGCUUCCUCUAAAAUGCCCUUGACGUUCUUAUAUGUUUCUGAUGUAAGCAACGGAGGAGUUGGUGAGAUGGUUACCAAGUAAUUGAUGGUGAUUUCACACAGAUUGAGAAUUAUAGUCUAUAAAUUAAAGUGAGAAGAGGGUGAACAAAUUGAUGCAGAAGAUAUUGACCUUUGUGGGGGCAGCAGAUUAGUAGUUCUUCUGGGAGACUGUGUGUGUGUGUGUGUGUGUGUGUGUGUGUGUGUGUAGUGGAAACUAGCUUUGGAUGCAAGCUUGCCUCUGGAUGAAGUGAAAAAUAUCUUUUUGGAGGCAGCAGGUGUUUAAAUAACAAUUACAGAUAAAAAUGUAUGACGUAUACCAACAAGAGCAAUAUUUCUAAAUAAGAGGCCAAGUCUCGCGUACUUUUACUGCGACUGAACUAGCAGCUAUUGAUUGGUUGCCUUAGUGAAAGUGUGUAAAAAGUCUGACCAUUUCUCUCUCUUAUUUGUAGAGAUUGUUGGUAAUUACCUCCUGUGAUCCUUGUAGCUGAAGUAUCUGUACUUUAUUCCUAUUAACAUUUACUAGAAACUAAUCCCAGUUCUUAAAGAUUUCUCUGUUUUGGAGGGUAUUUAAACAAUCCCAACAGCGGUAAGGAAACCUUUUUUACUGCCUACCUUAAGGCAAAUGUGAAAUUUUUGUGACUAUAUGAUUCACGGACAAUGCACACUUUGUAUUUAGAGAGUGUCUACUGAACCAUGCUAUUAUUUGUCAUAUUGUAUUCGGUUUUGUAUGUUUUUAGUCCAUCCCAGGAAGAGCUGAGAGGAACCUUUAUGCUGGAAAUGAGAAGAUUGGAGAAGGGCCUAGUGGACCUUCAAGCACAGGUUGAGUCUGUGAAGAACACCCAGGGUAAGAUGUCACAGGAGAUGGAGGAAGUCCCGAGAAAAAUUCAAGGAGUCAAAGAUGAGGUGAGUUGAUAACACUUUUCCCAUAUUUGGCAAAUUAAAAAUGUUUCUCUGAAACUGCUAUGUUUAUAAAAAAAAUGGGUUAACCCUAGAAGGACCAGGCACCCAGACCACUUCAUUAAGCUGAAGUGGUCUGGGUGCCUAGAGUGGUCCUUUAAGCGUAAGACAAGCUUCUGAAGCUGUGUCCUUAAGGGGUUAAUCAAUCUAUUUACACAUGUCAAUCUGUUUAUAUACAUUUUUGCUAUUUCUGAAUUAUAAGUUUUUGCUUUAUCUGACUAUUUUAAAUACUACUUUCUUAGUUCCUAUUAACGGACUGACAUUUCUGUUAUACCACAUUAAAUUUUAAAAUUUAGCUUAAUUUAUAUUUGCCUCCCAAUAGUUUUUGAGUGCCGAUUUUGAAUGUAUCGCAGUUAUCCUUUGCUGCACUCCUGGUAAUUCAGCCCAUGAGUAGAGCACCUUUAACAGGACUCUGUGCAUAUACCGCCAUCAGUGGCGCUGGCCUGCCUGCAUGCAUUUACAUCUUACUUGUGCUUACAGUGUUCCUUUAAAUGGUAUCUCUUAACGUCUCUGCAAACUGAGAAAAUCACCUAGCAGGUUAUCCCUACUGCCAAGUUAAAGUAAUUUAGCGAAAAAUUCACAUGGAUAAUAUUGUAUCAAUUAUAUCUAAAAACUUGAAAAUGUAGUGCCACCUAGUGGAUUUUAACAUCAUAGAGUAUCUCACAUAAUGUAAGUUUUGCUGUACUUGGCAUGUGUUGGCUGUGGUGUAGCGAUUUUAUGAUUUCAGAUUUUAUUAUUGAAUUACCCAAGUGAAUCUGUGAAUUUGUUUAGAUGUUUUGUUUGUGUGUAGUAUGCAAUUGAGAAAUAAACUAAGAUAAUAAUAGGUUUUCAAAAUGGUGGUUAAGGAUUUAGUACUGUCUUUCUUGGUGUUUUUUCUUGUUUCUUUUAUUGGUUUCCCUCUUGUCCUCUUUUGCUUUGGUUCCACAGCCAAGAUUAUAUUGAUUGAGGAACAAAGUCCUUCAUUUACAUGUUGAAGAUGUUAGCUUGCAGUUUAAUGCUAUGCAGUCAAUAAAAUAAAUUUUAAGUGAGAUUAGAAACUCCUCGUUUACCACGUGACUACUGUAAACCUCUCCUUGGCUGGCUAAAAGAAAAAAUGGACACAACUCUAGUCUGUACAUAAUGGACUGCCAAAGGCAUUGAGCACUGUGAAAGAAUAUAUAUGGUGACAAGGAAUUUAGGGGUGAGGCCAUCACUAGGAAAGCUUUGUCUAGUUAAGUUAGAUCUCUGGGUGAACUAAGUUUUAGGAUUCUGGGUAAACUGAAGUUCGUAACUGCAUGGAUUUGGUGGCCAGGCUGUUGCUGAGGGGCUGGGACCUGUCAGGGAUUGGGCAAAGGUGUCACGAGCGGUAAAUGGCAGGAUUCUAAAUGUUCCCUAGCAAAGGCACACUUCUGUCACUGCUGCUGGACUUUUUAAAUAUAGUGCUGCUCUGCCGGACCCCCAACCCUUCCCUGUUUGUAUUAUUAUUGUCAUGGUGUUUGUGGGUAUUAAUGGGUAAAAUCAUCUUCUUGGUUAAUAAUAGAGGAUUGACUUAAAGGACCACUCUAGGCACCCAGACCACUUCAGCUUAAUGAAGUGGUCUGGAUGCCAGGUCCUUCUAAGGUUAACCCAUUUUUUCAUAAUUAUAGCAGUUUCAGAGAAGGCGCUUGCGUGAUUCUCACUGUGAUUUUCACAGUGAGAGCACGCCAGCGUCCAUAGGAAAGCAUUGUAAAUGCUUUCCUAUGAGACCGGCUGAAUGCGCGCGCAGCUCUUGCCGCGCGUGCGCAUUCAGCCGGCGGGGCGUAACGGAGGCGGAGAGGAGGAGGAGAGCUCUCCGCCCAGCGCUGGAAAAAGGUAAGUUUUAACCCCUUUCCCCCUUCCAGAGCUGGGCGAGAGUGGGACCCUGAGGGUGGGGGCACCCUCAGGGCACUAUAGUGCCAGGAAAACGGGUAUGUUUUCCUGGCACUAUAGUGGUCCUUUAAUGGAGAAUGGUUUUAAUGGCUGUCAGGUUACCUGUGACUGACUGACACUUUGUGUUUUUAUGAAAGCUAAGUAAAAAGGUUAACUAUGUUUUAUGUGUGGUAAUAUUCUUAUUCAAGAUUGGUAAGCCACCUUUAAUUCAAUUUAAUCAAUACCACUGUCUAGCUCAACUAAAAGUUAAAUAAGUUGUUUGUGUUUAUUGUAUGGUCUCUUAAGUCCUUUAUUUAUAAAUAUUGCCUACCGUACAUAUGCUUCCCGUUGGCUUCUCUUCUUUGUAUAUCAUUGUCCCACCCAUCCACUGGUUCCCCAAAUUAAAUCUUCUUGCCUACAUUCAUAAAGCACUCCACAGCAUCUUUCUUAUUGUGACGCCAACUUUUCUUUUCUUACCCAGAGUCUGUCAUGUUUAGAACUCUUCCCAAGCUGUUCCAUAUCCCUGGAACUCCUUAUGAUGUGAUUUUUCUGAUCUUUGCAUUCUCUCCUCUUUAAAUUCCUUAAUUAUUCUUCAAGUCUUUCAUUUAUCAAUAAUCUAUUCAAUAGAUAUUAAUUAGCCUAACUAGCCUAAUUCCAAUUUUUAUCACUGGAGUUCAAGGGAUGUGGUCCAUUCUGGCUCAUUUUUCCACUACCAGAUUGUAGAAAAAAUUACCUAAGGCUGCCAUACUAGGGAUAUAAAAUUACUUUCUCUAAACACUAAUAUAACAUCAAUGGCAACUAAAACAACUGGAGAUAAUAAAGGUGAGAAUAAAUAUGAAAAGAAAAAGGAAGAGAAACCUUUGGAAAAAAGGAAAGAUAAAGAUAAAAAAAACUGGCCUCCAUAUUCUCUCCAACUAUUACCAGAACCACUUCAAGCGAUGCCCAACAUAGCCUAAUUGAUGAAUCUAUGGCAAUGGGUGAUACAGACUUCGAUAAAUCUCAUUUAGAUUCUCUGGGGAAUCAAAAUCACAGGUAUUCACCCUUGACUCCCUAAAAAUAUACUUGGACAAACAAUUUGCUCAGUUAUAAAAUGAUAUGGUCAAGAACACAAAAGAAAUAACGUCGAAGUUAAAAGACUGGAAGAAAAAAAUGAAAUCCAACUAUCAGAAUGUAAGACUAAACUGAAUACUGCUGAAGAAACAAUGGCUAACUUACAUGAUAAAAUCAAAUCACUGGAGCUUAAUGUUCAGAACCUGGAAGACAGACAUAGAAGAAUAAACCUGCGAAUACGAGGAGUCACAGAAGAUAUACAAUCUCAGGAUCUGGAAGAGUACUUCACAGAAUUUAUAUCUGUUCUAAAAAUUGGAGAUCAAUAUAAAGAAAUAUUAUUCGAGAGAAUACACAGAAUAUCUAAGCCAAAGGGCGUUCCAGAGUCUGCUCCAAUGGAUAUAAUUAUAAGAUUCCAUACUUACAAACACAGAGGACUACUCUCAUAAGCUUUCAGAGAUGUAUCAGCAUUUCCAAAGAAAUUCCAACACUUAAGAUGUUUCCCAGACGUGUCCAGAUCCACUAGAAUAUUCAGAAGAUCUUUCUAUGAGACUACCACCACUCUAAGAAAUAACAUAAAAUAUAGUUUGGGUUUCCCAUUGAGUUCGACUCUGCCCAAAAAGCCACUUCUUGCAGAAGUCAAAAUGUUUUUCCUAAAUGAUGAUAAUGGUAAAAUGUAAAGUCUCAAUAGUUAAACUAAUUUAUUGCUCUGCUUAUGUUUUUCUUUCCUCCCUACUAUAAAGUAGAGUUAAUUUAGUAUACCUAUCCCCUCCUAUGAUAAAUGCACUUCAUAGAAUCACUAUUGAUAAUGGUUUCACAAAUAUGAAUUAGACAAAAUGAUUAAAGUUGGCACUCUUAUAAACUUGAUAAAAUUCGAAACAGAGUUGGUGGGAUAAGAUAAGGACGAGAGGGGGUAAGAGAAGAGGGAGGGGUAGGGAGUAGACAUAUGAUGGGAGGGAUAGGGAGUGGAGAUAAUGGAAUAAAAGCAUUUAGAUAUUUACAAUAAUGGGUAAAAAUAAUGAACUAAAAUUCACAUGGGAUUUUUUUAUAGUUUAAUUGAAAUUGCACAAAGAUGGAAAGUUUGACUAAGUUUGCUAGAAUGGAUAGAUAAUGCAAUAUCUAUUAAGCAUCAUGGUUCAAAUAUAACAUUCACACAAUUUAAAUGUUGGGAUAUACUCACGAGUACGUUUAACUAAUUUUAAUGUUUACUUAUGCUUAAAAUGGAUGAAUGUGUAUUAAUAUUGUAGAAUAAAUAACGUAACUAUUCACUGCCCUACAGUACAGCUCUUGAUAGAAGAGCUGACAGAAAAAGUGUCUACCAAGGGAAAGGGGGUAAGACAUACUAUUUGGGACAAUGACGCUCGUAAGGGUUUUUCAAGAGUAAUUUUUUUUUUUUCUUUUUUAAACCCUUUGAGGUUUUUUUUUUUUGUUUGUUUGUUUUGUUAUAUGGUUGUAUUUGUCUUAUAUGUUGAGCGGAUUGUGCGUGGCCAACCUGAGGAAUUACGUAGCAUAAAGAGGAUUAAUGUUAGAGGGGAAUAAGAUUAGAAUUAUAAAUUUGAACGUUAAGGGUCUGAAUACUCCACAGAAACGUAAGCUUUUAGUAGAUCAUUUAUGGAAAAAGAAAAUUACUGUCGGAUUUAUACAAGAAACACACUGGAAAGCUGGAAACUCAAACAUGAAAAGUUUUCUAUUAUCCAACUCUUGUCUCCUCAGAUUAUAGCUCUAAAAACAGAGGAGUUGCAAUUUUUAUUUUAAAGAAUGUAACUUAUAAAGAACUAUAUAGAGAAGUGGAUAAGAAUAGCAGAUAUGUGUUCUUGAUCUGUGAAUUGCAAGGGAAAAUCAACUUAAUAUAUAUGCUCCAAAUAAACAACCUGAAAAAUGUAUUAACAUAUUAACCAAGUUUGAAAACAAGGUACAGGGGUCCUUUAUAGUUGGAGGAGACCUUAACUGUGUGGUAGAUGUAUCAAUGCAUAAAAAGGUUCCACAAGAAAGGAAACAACAAAAUAUCAUAAAAACAUUGGUUCUGCAGAAUGUCAUAUCUAAAUUUAAUAUAUAUGUGGAGAGUAAAACAUCCUGAUGAAAAGGAGUUCACUUUUUACUCUAAUCCUCACUUGUCAUAUUCUAGAAUAGAUUAUUUUUUGGUUAAAAUACAGUUAAUUCAACAAUGUUACCUAAUUAAAAUUUAGGAUAUCACCUGGUCGGACCAUUCGGCUGUGAUUAUGGAAAUAGGGUUAGAUGCUAAUGAACCACGAUCACAAUGGAGGCUGAAUAAGAGAUUAUUUACUCAUUCUAAAACUAUUGAUUAUAUGUCGGAGAGGAUUAAAUUAUACUAUGAAGAAAAUACGACACCAGAAAUCUCAAAGCAAAUCUUAUGGUGUGCCUUUAAGAGUGUAAUAAGGGGUUAUUUAAUUAAAUUGGGGUCUGGAAAAAAAAAAGGGUAACAAGGCCUAUCUUUAAAUCAACUAUACCUUGAAUUCUAUAAUUUAAAUAAAAAAAAAUAAAAUCUCCCCUACAAAGGAGUUUAAUCAACAAAUAUCAGAAAUAUCCAAGAAGGUCAAUACUAUUUUAUUGGCAAAAGUGAAUUUCGCUCUACAAAAGCUAAAUCUGAAUUGGUACCAUAAAUGCAACAAAGCUGAUAAAAUGCUUUCCAAUAGACAAAAAAAUAGAAAAGCUAGAUCGAGCGUCAAAAAGAUCAUAGUAGAUGGUCAUAGUUAUAAUGACCCAAAAUCAAUAGGUAAUGCCUAAUAAAUUCUACGCACAUCUUUAUAAUCUCUCCUCCAGCCCCCAGGAAUUAGAUAUAUGUGAAUAUCUGGAUGGGAUUAAAUUGCCAACUCUUACAGAUGGCCAGCAGAAAGAGUUAAACUUACCUUUCUCGGAAUCUGAGGUUAGUCUGGUAAUUAACAGGCUUAAGCUGAAUAAAGCCCCAGGUCCUGACGGGUAUACUAAUUGGUUUUUUAAGAAAUUUAAAAAUGAGCUAUUGCAACAUCUAGUAGAUACAUUUAACAAGAUUAGAGAAUCGGGUCUCCUUUUGAAAGAAUUAUUACAGGCUAAUAUCUCACCGAUAUUAAAAUCCGAUAAGGACCCAACUAAUCUGGUAAAUUACCGGCCUAUAUCUCUUAUAAACUCCGAUAUUAAAAUUUAUUCUGCUGUCAUUGCAAAUAGACUUAAAUCAAUUAUUCCAUCUUUAAUGCAUCAUGACCAAAUAGGCUUUGUUCAGAAUAGAGAUCCAAGUAAUAACACUCGAAGAUUGACUGCCCUGAUUGAUUAUGUAACAAGGAGCAAGAUCCCUAUGUUGGCCCUGUCACUGGAUGCUGAUCAGGUGUUUGACAGGGUCAGCUGGAGUUUUAUGAACCAGACUCUGGACAAAUUUGGAUUUGUUGGCUCCAUUAAAACUGCAAUAAUGGCUCUUUAUUCUAGUCCAACGGCUAAAACCGUGGGCCCUGGCAUCUCCGCAGAUUGGCUUACAAUUUCUAACUGGACCAGGCAGGGAUGUCCCCUGGCCUCGCUUUUAUAUAUUUUGACUCUUGAACCGCUUGCAGUGAGCAUAAGAAACAACUAUCAAAUUAAAGGAGUUUUCUGAAUCAUUCUGAAUUGAAGAUCAGCCUAUAUGCUGAUGACAUAAUAACAUUGUCUGAUCCGGAUAUAUCACUAGGGGCCUUGUUUCGGGAGUUGGAAGACUAUAUGGUAGAGUUUCAAACUAUAAAUUAAAUAUUGGUAAAUCCCAAAUUAUGCCCAUCAAUUUAGAUUUUACGACAAUAGAUUAUCAGUUAAAAUAUACCUUCACUUGGUCAUCACAAGGUUUUAAAUAUCUUGGGAUUCAUUUCUCUUAUAGCUUAAAAGAAAUGAUUGAUAAAACGUGGAUAAUCUUAUAAAAGAUACCAGUGAUAAAUUACUCAAAGAGUGGAGAAACAUAGGAAUUUCCUGGUUGUGAAGAAUAAAUAUCAUCAAAUCAUAUAUUCUACCUCAUUGGUCAUACAUGUUCAGAAUGAUCCCUUUAUUUAUAACAAUAACUAAACUAUUAUUUAUAAUUAUUUCUGAAUUCCAUAUGGGAUUAUAAGAGGUCAAUGAACUUGAUCUUACAUGUAAUGAAAAAGUCCAGUAAGGGUGGCCUGGCUGUCCAAAAUCUUAUCAGAUAUUACGAAGCUUCUAGGCUGUACCAUCUGUGGAGAUGGCAGGGCCCAACCACAAUAGAAGAGCCUUGGUAUAAAAUUGAAUCCUUUUAUGUGUAAUUCAAAAGAUCUUUCUAAUAUGUUAUGGAUUGACGUUGGGGCUAGUGCAAAAUUCAUCUCCAACAUAGAAACUUCAUACAUAAAAGAUAUCUAUGUAAUUUGGGUAAAAUACAGGAAAAGAAAUCACAUUUUAAAUAAAAUUUCUAAGUACAGUCCAAUUAAGACAAUGGAAUAUAAUAUUUAAUUACCUAAAUUUAGGUAUUUGGUUCAACUAAAAUAGAUGAUUUAUUAGAAUUGAAUAAAAUAAGGUCUUUUUCAUAUCUUCAGUUAAGUCUUGACCUAAAUUCAAGAGAGUUAUUCUCAUACCUAAGAAUCAAAAAAUUAUUUGGAUAACGAUCUGCUUUGUGACAACACUAGGAUAAAUAAAAAAAAAAAUGAUCUAUUUAAAAAUAAUACUAAUGGUAAAUCGAUAUCUAGUUGGUAUGAAAUAUUGAGAGAGGAAGAAAGAGUCUAAACCAAAAGCCUGGAUAAACUGGGAACAAGUGGGUCUCCAAUCAAGUUAGAGCAGUGGUAUAGAUCAAUUCAAGAAGUUAAAAAAUCGUUGCAUUGUUUAAAUAUUAUAGAGCUCCAUUAUAAAAUUCUUCAUCAAUGGCAUAGGGUACCAAAAAUUCUAAAUAGCAUUAACCCUGAUAAUUCCAAACUUUGUUUGAGGUGUACUUGUGCUGAAGGUAGCUGUAAACAUAUCUGGUGGGGAUGUAAGCUUUAAAGACCUAUAUGGAAUAAAGCAUAUAGAGUUAUAUCAGAUUUAGUGGGAGAAGAUUUGGAAGAUAACUUAAUGGUUGCUCUUUUUCAUUUUAAUUUACGAAGAUUCUCAACUCAAAAUGGAUAUCUAAUAAUCCAACUUAUGAUGGCCAUAAAAAUAGAAAUAUCAAGAUAUUGGCUACAGAAAAAGACUCCAUCGUGGACCCAAGUGCUAUCUCAGCUUAAAUACCAACACGAUAUGGAAAGGGGAAUAUCUUUUCAAUAUGAUAGCCACUUAACAUUUGAUGAGAAAUGGUUACCUUGGCUAUAUAAUCUGAUAUAACUAUAUACCUUGUUGCGUUCUCGGUUAUGAAUAUCCUUAUAUAUAAAGAUCACUCUAGUUCUUCCCAAUGGUACUGUAUUCAGGAAAGUUAUGAAGUAACCUAAUUUUUAUAGUUUAGGCCCGCCUAAUCCGCUCAGUCCUUUUUAAAUUGUGAUACUUGUGUUUUUGUGUGUGAAGUUUACUCAACAGUUCAUAUAUCCUUCUAUUGUAAAUCAAAGUCUAUAUGUCUAAUUCUGAACUGUUUUUGUCUGUGAUGUUAUACAUGUAAAAUUUGCAAAAAGAAUAAUAAAAAAUAAUCUAUUCAAUACACUCUCUAUAUUUAAGCUACAACACACCGCAAGAAUGUGUAUCACCUAAUACUUCCCUUUCUAAUUGUAACCCAUCAAAAUCUACAUGAAUCAGUCUGUUUGAGCAGGUAAAUAAAUGGGUAUGGCAUUUACUCAUUGUACCUUGUUUCACAGUCUGUCAGCACUAUGUAUGAAGAAUAAUAUUUGUAUCCAUUUUGUUCAAUGUAGCUAUAAUCGGUUUCUUUAUAAUGUUCUUAACAUGCUUACAGAACCACAGUGUCUUCAAAUGCGUGAUGAAUGUACUUCUGUACAGACAAUAUUUAUUUUAUUUUUUUUCUCCACCCAAACACUUUGCUGAUGUGUCAUAGAUAAUCAUGUUCAUUUUUAUAGGUAGAGUUGCUCUUUCAUGAAUGGCUUAUGGUUCAGACUGACCCAAAUAGCAGUUCUGGAUCUCUUUCUAAGCAUUUCCUGCGUCGAGAUGAACUGCAGGAAUAUCUGUUGGACCUGGAAAAGAAGAUAUUAGCUGGUUUGUCUGAAAACAAGCAGCAAUGGGCAACACAAGCACACCACACCAUAGAAAGAGAACUACAGGCAGGAGGAUUACCUGGAGUGUCCAAGGAGGUAAUUAAAUAUUUAAUUUGUGUGUGUGGUUUUUUUCUUUUUUUCCUUCAAUGUGUUUAUCAUCUAUUUUGUCUUCUAUACUAUGUGAACAAGGACUCCCUCCCUUCUCAUUUUCUUCCUCUUUCUGUAUUUAACUAUGUAUAGUUGUGCUUUUACACUUUUAAUUCUAGAUUUCUUCAUGUCCACGGUACUGAUUUUCAACAUAUCUACAAAAUCCAAUCCUAUAAUGGUUUUUUGUCUUUACUAGGAAGUCCAUGAUAUUGUGAAUCGUGCCCUGCAAAGAUACAGUGAGGAUCGAAUUGGCCUGGUAGAUUAUGCUCUGGAGUCUUCAGGUAUGUUGUAUACUAAAGUUUUUAUUUAUUUUAUUUUUUUACACAACUUGUAAUGAAGCAAUAAUAACCAAAGAAAAAAGUUACUUGUGCACUAUCCCAAAUACCUAUGUAUACUUAAAUAACCGAAGUUUUUUUUAGUAUCACUCCAAUGACCAUUUAAGUGUAAGCUCACAACGUCAAGACAAAACCUCUUGGUAUUGAGUUCUACACUAACAUCUCACCAUAUGGUGGAACUGAAUCCCCAUAUGUGUUUGUUUGAGAGAGGUGAUUUUAAGUAGCCUUGUAAAAUUUAGAACUGUAUAUGUGUGUAUGCGCUUUUCCUUAGUCUGUAUUUUAUAUUCCUAAUGAAUGAACCUUUCUACAUGUUAUAGGAGCCAGCGUUAUAAACACCAGAUGUUCUGAAACCUAUGAAACAAAGACUGCUCUCCUUAGUCUGUUUGGCAUUCCGCUUUGGUAUCAGUCUCAAUCACCUCGAGUUAUUCUUCAGGUAUCCUAAUAUUUAAUUAGAAAGCAAAUCUUUUGAUUUAGUUAUAUAUUUUCAAUAAUGCUGAAAUAAUUAUUCAUAACCAAUUACUGGCUGAAUAUAUUUGCAAAAAAAUUAAAUGAAUACUGGCUACAUAAGCAAAAAAAUCAAUCAAUCAAUUAUGCUGAACUAAUCUAUCCCAGACAUGUGUUGCAAUAUGGGUAAUCAAUCAUAACUACAUUAUUUUAUCAAAUGAAGAAUAUCACACACAGCCUCCCUCUCCCUCCCCCGCCAAAGCAUUUAUAUAGAAGAUUUAUAUUGCAUACAUAAUAUUGUGAGUACUUUGUAUUGCAGCCAGAUUCAAAUCCCGGUAACUGCUGGGCCUUUCGCGGGUCCCAGGGGUAUGCUGUCAUCCGUCUAUCCAGCCGUAUCCGGCCAACUGCAGUUACACUGGAUCACAUCCCUCGCUCAUUGUCCCCAAAAGCCACAGUUUCAAGUGCACCCAAGGAUUUCUCUGUCUUCGUAAGUCUACAAGGCUGAUUUUAUUCUGCACUUUUUGCUCUGUUUUAUUUUGUAUUUUUUGCCAGGUCAUAGUUAAUGGAACUGUUGGUUUGUUAAAGUGUUUCUUCAACCCUUUUUUUUUUUUUUUUUGGUUGUAAUGAGAAUAAUGCCCUAUUGAUAUGAUUCUUUAGAUUCUACUCCUUCCCCAACCCCCCAAAAAAAAUUGUUAUAAAAAAUAAAAUUUCGGGGGCGGUUCCUGGCCAGCAUGGCAGACAGACAUGCAUGAAGUGCGCUCCAUGCAUACAGCCUGCAAAAGACCUACUGAGGGAAUAUUACCUUCGGAGGUUGCCCACUGAACACUUACCUGUUCCUGAACACCAGGGAGCUCACACGAUCAAGUUUGUAGUAGUUACAUAGUUACAUAGCUGAAAAGAGACUUGCGUCCAUCAAGUUCAGCAUUCCUCACAUUUUUUUUUUGCUGUUGAUCCAAAAGAAGGCAAAAAAAAAAAAAACAGUUUGAAGCACUUCCAAUUUUGCAACACACUAGGAAAAAAAUUCCCUCUUGGCCCCGGAAUGGAAGUCCGAUUAAUACUUGAAUCAAGAAGUUAUUACCCUACAUUGAAAACGUAUAACCUUGAAUAUUCUGUUUUUGCAAGUAUGCAUCUAGUUGCUGUUUGAACAUCAGUAUGGACUCGGGGGAAAAAAAUCACUAGGCCUAUGACUACGGGCUGUCCUGCGGCCUAUCUGUUCUGGGGAUUUUGUGGUGGGGAGAAGCGGCCGAUCGCCCAGCCUGGAGCUAUCAUAGUGUGAACACCUCAUAUCUACAGCCCUGUUUCCUCUCCCCCUCUGGACUGGUGGGAGUUAUCCUGGUCCCAACCAGGGAAAAGCUAAAGUAACCCACAAGGCUAAAUGGCCACUACUCACCCUGACAAGACGAGCCCUCGUGUCACACCUAAGAUGGCCGCCACUCCAACGGAGCAAUCAAGCCCAGAGUGGGAAGCCAAGUUCCAUGCAGCCUUCUGGAGUCCGAUUAAAUCACUGCAGAGGGCUCUACUACUCACCUUACGUAGGACAGAGGAGCUGGUCUGGGAGAUCAUCUGGUGCACUCGGGUGGUUGUGGAUCCCCUACUAAGCUGCAUAUGUGAGCAGAGCCGAUCACCCUCUGAAGCCUGUCAGAGGAAUUGGCUAAAACAUCUCUGCUGCUGAGAAUCUAAAAUGCCCUUGUUAUGUGGUGUAGUCAGUUGUCUAGCAUUUUACAGCACUUCCUAAUAGGAUAUUUAGUCUACUUAAUUCUGGUUAUGGUACUUGAUUCACAAUUGUUUUAUAACUGGUGGUGUUAAUCCCCUUACCCCUGUUCAGUUAAUCACGCAUGUUUAUUCAAACUUAUGACCACUCUCAACAUGUCUGAAGUUUUCCCUAUGCCAUGCUUUUCACUUAUAUACGUACAUUUUUAGCUAGCAUGAUUAAAAAAUGUGCAGUUCCUCCUGACAUUUUGUUUCCUAACUCUAAGCCUAUAUUCAAACGGUUUGCAUUGCACCAUAUGUCAUAGUCAGUACGUAUAUAUUCACUGCACUUCAAAAAAUAAUUUUUUUAUUUUUUUUUAAUUCUUUAAGUUUCACUUACCUUGAUUCCAGAAGUUGGCAAAGCCCCCCUUCUGAAGUCAUGAAUGGCGUGCCGAGGUUCAAAUAAAGGCUACUCUUAGAGAAGCCUUUGAUUGGACUGUUUUAACCGGCUAUGGAUGCAUGCUCAUUCCGAAUUUGUUCUCCUUUUCUUAAUUUCUGAUUGGUUUAGCAAAUUAUAGAUAAAGAGAGGUGAUUUUGGAGCAAAACAAUAUGGAACGGGGGAAAGCUAGGGGUUGAGAAGUAAGGGGGUUAAAAAAAAAAUAAAGUUUGUGUGACAGGGCAGCUUUCAUAUUAUCAGGUCUUCUUCCUGUUUGCUUGAGUUUUCCCCUUAAUAAGAAAGGGAUACUGUUUUCCAUAAUUUGAUAGUUUAACCCCUUAAGGGCCAAACUUCUGGAAUAAAAGGGAAUCCUGACAUGUCACACAUGUCAUGUGUCCUUAAGGGGUUAAGGGAUAACUAUAAGCACCAACGCAACUUUAGCUUAAUGAAGCAGUUUAGUUGUAUAGAUCAUGCCACUGCAGUCUCUGCUCAAUUCUCUGCUAUUUAGGAGUUAAAUAAUUGUAUUUCUGUUUAUGCAGCCCUAGCCACACCUCCCCUGGCUGUGGCUCACACAGCCUGCAUUAAAAAAAAAUAGAAACGUUUAAAGCAAGUUAAUAUCUCCUGUUCUGUAAAUUUAACUGUAAUCACACAGGCUCAUGCAAGCCCUAUAAGACUAUUAACAGAGCAGGAGAUGAGAAAAUCUAAAUUAAACAGAUUGUGCAAAAAUGGAAGUUCUAAACAUUAGAUCUCUCUUUCCAGGAAGUGUUUAGGAAGGCUGUGCAAGUCACAGGAAGGGAGAUGUGACUAGGGCUGCAUAAGCAAAGUGAUUUAACUCCUAAAUUGCAGAGAAUCAAACAGUGAGACAUGAUCUGUAUACCAAAUCUGAUUUAUUAAGCUUAAGUUGUUUUGGUGUCUGUAAUGUCCCUUCUUUUUUUUUUUUCUUUUCUUUUUUUUUUUUAUAUUUGUAGUAUGAUCAGAUUAAAGUGUUCGCACUUUGUUUGCCCUUUUUAAAGUAACUUUUAUAAAAGGUUCUAUAAAUUUCCUUUUACUUCAUACCGCUAGUUUACUCUAAGAAUUGUGGGUGUUAUGUACAGUUUAUUAUAUACAGUAUUUUUUUUUUCACAAUGAUUUACAUUUUUUUUCCCAGGGUUUGGAUGAAGAGACAGAGAAAGAGGGGCUUCUUCUGGGUAAUUUCACUUACAAUCAGAAUGGAAACCCCAUACAGACCUUUGUCAUAGAGGUAACCUGUUAUAAACUGGUACAUACAAUAAAGAGGUUUAUUCAGGAAAAGCAGACUAUAAAGUGUUACUCCAACCAAAAACAGUAUUUUAAUAAACCUGUGGCUGGAAUAAGCCUUGCUAGCAUGGCCCCCACCCCCAUUGUAUGAAUAAAGGAAGUUCUCCAAGGAUACCAUAGAAACAUAGAAUGUGACAGCAGAUAAGAACCAGUCUGCCCAAUUUUUAAAAUACUUUCAUUAGUACUUGGCCUUAUCUUAUAGUUAGGAUAGCCUUAUGCCUAUCCCACGCAUGCUUAAACUCCUUUACUGUGUUAACCUCUACCACUUCAGCUGGAAGGCUAUUCCAUGCAUCCACUACCCUCUCAGUAAAAUAAUACUUCCUGAUAUUAUUAUUUUUUUUUGCCCCUCUAAUUUAAGACUGUCCCCUUGUUGUGGUAGUUUUUCUUCUUUUAAAUAUAGUCUCCUCUUUUACUGUGUUGAUUCCCUUUAUGUAUUUAAAUGUUUCUAUCCUCAUCCCUUGUCUCGUCUUUUUCCUCCGAGUUAUACAUGUUAAGAUCCUUUUAACCUUUCAUUGUAAGUUUUAUCCUGCAAUCCAUGAACCAGUUUAGUAUCCCUUCUCUGAACUCUCUCUAAGGUAUCAAUAUCCUUCUGGAGAUACGGUCUCCAGUACUGUGUACAAUACUCCAAGUGAGGUCUCACCAGUAUUCUGUACAAUGGCCUCUGUUGCCUGUCACUCAGCCACUGCCUUACCCAUUCAACAAUAUUUGAAUCCAAACUUAAAGAUUGCAGUUUACUGAUAAGCCUUCUAUGUGCAACAGUGUCAAAAGCCUUACUGAAAUCUAGGUAAGCAAUGUCUACUGCACCACCCUGGUCUAUAAUUUUAGUUACCCAAUCAAAAAAAUCAAUAAGAUUAGUUUGGCAUGAUCUCCCAGAAGUUUUUUACCACUCCCCCUUUGUCGUUUAGGGAAGAUGUGUGCAGCAUGAAAGGAGUGGGUUUACACACACACACACACACCUCCAUCGGUUAUCUCUACUAGCACGCGAGAUGCCUUUUAUGCACAAACUUUAUAUUGGUUAAUGACGUUGCUAGAGGUGGAGUUACUCAUCAGCAGCAAAUUGCUGUCUCUCUGUAUGUAAAUAAACAAUAGUGACUGGACAUCUAUGACUUUCCAGUCAUUAAAGCACCAACUCCAAAAUGGUAGGAUAGGACCUGUGACUAAAUAGACGGGUUCCUGCCACUACCAAUGAUCGACUAAUAGAUCUGUUGUACCCACCCUGCCCAUGAGCUUAAGAUGCGGGUACUGCAAUAAUAGGUGGGUGGCCAUACAGAGUGGGGGUAGACAUUAUGGUUUGAUAAACAUGCGAUAGUCUCUGCCUGACUGAUGGCUAGUGGUGGGGCCUAUAUUGAAGCUAAAGGUAGGAAAAUGCUAGCUUUAGUGGUUAGAGAAUAACCACUGUGUGUAUUAUCUUAUUUUAUAUAUUUUGCUUAUCUCGUAUGAUGUUUCUUGUCCUGCAUCUUGACUCAAAGUAUCUUUUUAAUUAGGGGAAAAAACAAAAACCUGAUGUGAUCCAAAGAAUUCUUUCGCUACAAUAAGCUGAAUUAUUGUAGUUCUUUGAUUUUGUAAUUUUAGUUAAAUAGAACAAUUAUUUUUGGCCUCACAAAUUGUUUAUUUGUUUUUGUUUUCUAAGGGAGACAAGACAUCUACCUACCAACUAAUAGAGCUAAGAAUCCAGAGCAACUGGGGACAUCCAGAAUACACCUGUAUCUACCGUUUCCGUGUGCAUGGAGAGACAGAAAUGUAGGAAUGUGCAAAGGAAUCAUUUUUGCUUAACUGCCUCAUUCAUAGAGGCCUUCUGAAGAAGUAUGAAUGCACAUUAGAUGGGAUGUGCUUCAUGUGCAGGCACUUUGUUUAUUACCUUUGGCUCUCGUGACUGGUUGCAGUAUUAAUUGAAAGAAAGAAAAAAAAAAAAAAACACACACACACACACCGCAUCGCUACACAUUGUAAAUAAAAUUACUUUGAUCAAAGGCUGGUCCAAAGAAGACUUAAUAUAUUACAAUUUGUUUCCACUUCAAGUAAAACCCCCUCCUGUAUUAUACAGAAUCUGGGAGCUUUACAAAACCUACCUUUAAAAUCCUUCAAGGAAAAACUGCAACAACCUUCACAAGAAUCAGGCAGAGAAUGUAGAACAUUACAUGCACUUAUUUGUACUUAUUUUGUAUAAAUAUGGACUACAGUUUUAGGAGAAUCUGUAUUAGCCCAGUGAUGUAGAUGCAAAAUAAGAUACUGCAGUACAUUAUUUUUUUUUCUUGAACCGCACUAGCAGUAUUUUUGAAAAACAUUGUUUGGAAAGAUCUACCCUUAUAAUCAAAGGAUAAAGUAUUUUAGAUUUAAUAAAUGGAGGAUCUCCCAAAAGAUUAGCUGUCCAAAAUUGGUUACCCAACUAAAAAUGUAUUAGGAGAUGCUCUGAUAAUCUGCAUGUUGCAUCUGUAUAAUUAUGUAUAAUGUAUGGAUCCAGUUGACAUUAAUCUGACACAGUAGUGGCUCAUCAUAAGUUCAUUGCAUAAAAGAGUGAAUAAAGAAGAGAGUUCAUGUACGUAAUUAUGUACGUACGUUGUGGAAUGUAUACAUCAACUUUUUAUUGGUCCAAGAGGUUGUCCUGCAUUUUACAGCACACAAGAAGAUGUCCUUACUACUUUUAGCAUCUGAGUAUUUUGUAGUCUCUGACCAUGAUUGAAUGUAAACUGUUGUCUAGUUAGUGGGUUGAUGUUUUUGCCUCUUCAAAGACGGCUUUAGUUUUAAAACAUGGUGUUCUAUUUAUAUUUAUUUUUUUGUCUCCAAUACCAAUUUCCAGCUCUGACUGCCCUUUCUAAUAUGCAGGUCUUCUUUGAACUGUAAAAUGCAUAAUAACACUCUGACACAUGAACACACAUUGAACAAUUUUAAAUGUGAGCUGUAUAUUAAAUGUUAUUUCAAUGGCUGAAGUACUACCCCCAUGAACGUUGAUUUGUACAUUGAAUAACAUGUAACUUAAACAUGGUGCUAGACAAACGACAGGUAAAAUGUAUACUUUGCUAAAUAUUUCUUUAACUAUGAUGGCUAGUACAUGUAUGAUGAAUAUCAUCAUGAAGAGCAGUUCAGAAUUGCAGACUGUUUUUAAAGGGACACUAUAGUCACCAGUGCAACUACAUGUAUUCCUGACCCUAUAGUGUUAACACCACCAUCUAGCACCCCGUGUAUAGUAAAACUCUUACUGUAUUCAAGCCAGAAGCUGUAACUCUGCAUGCUGUUUGCACAAUGCUUCCCCAUAGGAUUGGCUGAGACUGACAAGGAGGCAGAUCAGGGGCAGAGCCAGCAUGAUUCAAACACCGCCCUGGCCAAGCAGCAUCUCCUCAUAGAGAUGAAUUGAAUCACUGAAUCUCUAUGAGGAAAGUUCAGUGUCUGCAUGCAGAGGGAGUGUCUGCAUGCUGCCCUGUGCUCUGCUGACAGCAGAUCUGAGUGGAUUGAGGAGUUUUAUGCCUCAAUCAACUCGAAAGUCCCUCUGGUGGCAUUCUGAGUGACUGCAACUGGAGGUGUUCCUAGCUUUCAAUGUAAACACUGUAUUUUCUCAGAAAAUAGUGUUUAUAUGAGAGAGGCUGCAGGGAGCUAUAGUUCUCACCUGAACAAUCUCAUUAAGCUGAAGUUGUUCAGGUGACUAUAGUGUCCCUUUAAAGGACCACUCUAGGCACCCAGACCACUUCAGUUUAAUGAAGUGGUCUGGGUGCCAGGUCCAGCUAGGGUUAACCCAUUUUUUUCAUAAACAUAGCAGUUUCUCUGAAACUGCUAUGUUUAUGAAUGGGUUAAGCCUUCCCCCAAAAGCCUCUAGUGGCUGUCUCAUUGACAGCCACUAGAGGCGCUUGCGUGCUUCUCACUGUGAUUUUCACAGUGAGAGCACGCCAGCGUCCAUAGGAAAGCAUUAUGAAUGCUUUCCUAUGUGACCGGAUGAAUGCGUGCGCAUUCAGCCAACGGGGAGGAGAAGAGGAGGAUCGGAGGAGGAGAGCUCCCCGCCCAGCGCUGGAAAAAAGGUAAGUUUUACCCCCUUUCCCCUUUCCAGAGCCGGGCGGGAGGGGGACCCUGAUGGUGGGGGCACCCUCAGGGCACUAUAGUGCCAGGAAAACAAGUAUGUUUUCCUGGCACUAUAGUGGUCCUUUAAGGCUUUGUAUGCGAAAUACUGAAUCAUGUAUUAGUAAACAUAAAACCUGUCCAGCCUUUUGCUUGCUUGAUGUAUGAUUCUAAAAAUGGCACCAUGAUUUAAAUUUCUUUAAAAAAAAAAAAAAAAAUUCUCUCUCGUUUUGGUGGCUCUGAAAAGGUUUCCUCAUUUGAACAAAAGAUAAUUUGUUUGCUACUUUAUCACUUUUAUUACCAGUUCUCAAAUGAGGAAAUAUAUAAAAUUUGCAUUGUUGGAGUUACAUGACCAACUAAUCCUAAACUCAACUGGAUACAAUUACACAUACACAUCAAUAAGUGUAUAUAGAAUUUAUUUCACAAUGUUUUUAACAUCAAUGGAGUUUAGCAUUUUUAAUAAGGAUAUUCUGAAAACCAUUUGUAUAUAUAUCCAGUUUUCCACACAUGCAUAUUGGCAGUGAGGUGGUUUUUUGGGGGUUUUUUUAGGGAGCAGUAGAGAUUUGGUAUAUUCAUGUAAAGAAUGUGUAAUAUGCUUAGUAAUUUUAUGUUUCUGAACUUAUGGUUUUCCACUGGUGUCUUCGUCAUAAUAAUUUACUCUGCUGGCAGAUCUCGAUUCAGAAUACUCUUUUUUUAUGUAUGAACAGCUUUUGUAAUGUUGAUGUACUCCUGGUUCUUUACUAGUGUGAACUGUCAGAAAUACAAGGUGAAUAUCAAAAUUUUAGGCCAAAAUAGUAACAUUGGAGAGAAGAAAAAAAAAUCUUUAAAUCUGUUUUGGAUUUGGCUAUUUCGGACUAAAAUUUUUAAUUAAUUUUGAAUUCUCAAUAAUUCACAUGUUAGUGAAUAACCGUGCAGGAGGUUAGACCUGUGCUAGAAUAAGAUUUUAUAGUGAUAAGUAUAGGUAGAUAUAUUUGUUUCCACCACCUAUUAGAACAUUUUGUACAUUGAACCUUAUUGUUCUUGGCAACUAGUUUGUUUGUUUUGUGUGUUUUUUUUUUUUUUUAAGAACUUUAGAGUCGUCGUAGCGCUGCUAGCUAAUUAUUUAACAUAUAUACUUUUUUACAACAAAGUCAUAUAUUGCAUUGAACACUUAAAGUGUAGGUAUGCCUUUAUGAGCAGCGGUACAUGUAUAAUAUAUAUUAAUAACGGUUUACAGGCGGAAUGAAGAAAAAAAUAGCUAUUUUAAUUCCAUCAUGCUGAAAGCAUGUAAACAAAGUGGAAACAUAACCUUUCCAGAAAUUGUAUGUAUAUAGACAUCGUGUCCACAGCCUACUUUGAUGCUGGAACAAUAAUUAGAGUUUCCAAACUAAAACACAUUCAGCAGUUUUGUUACUGGUUAUAGCUGUGCAUUGUCACCAGAAAGCUACCAGAUUCACAGGGGUGCUACAGAUGACCACAAAACAUUGCAAUACAGAUGGCAAAUGGCAUAGUAUCUGGACAUCUGUUAACUUUCUGUAUAAAUAAGCAUCCUGACAUUGACAUGGCUUUUUUUUUUUUUUAAAUAAAAAUAUUAUAUUAAGUAAAUGUUAAAUACAAAAAUAAUUCUCUUAAGGCAUUAUAUAUGUAAUACUGUAUAUAGUAUGAAUUUUAGAAUUGCACCAUUUUAGACAAAAGUAAUUGAGCUAGAAAAGUAGCGUUUGGAACCUCCCCGGUUUGCACUAACGUAUGCUGUUCUCUUGUCAAAACUCCACACACUCUGGGUUAGUGAAUAAACCGCUUACUGUCCCUUAAAGAUAAAUGGGGGUAUUUUAGUAUCUCUGAAUAUUUUAUCUUUCUUUCAUAGGUGUUUCAUCGACACCUCUAUUGGAAUUCAGAGAAUGGAGCCAGGUGUAGUUUUAGACUAGUACAGAGUAAUGUCCUUUAACGGUCAGUGCUUCCAAACUCACACUUUGCAUGGUGGAAUUGAUUAGAAGUUUAAACUGCAGCAUACAUGAUCCAUAAUUGGAAAUCCUGUAAAAGGAAGUCCUACUAUUAUGAAAGAACCAACAAUGAGUGUUCCAAACCCAACUUGCAAUUUAUACAUAAUUCAGUAUUGAAUACUUUGAAAGGUUAAGAUAUUAUUGUAUAUAAUUGUUUUUAAUUUGCACUUCACUGCCUGACUUUAUGCACUGAUGUCCAACGAGAUCCGAAUUAAUUGACCUCUUAAAGGCAGUAUUAAUCUUUUUGCCCGAUCUGGUCUGCUGGUGUGCCACUUGUAUUAAUGAAUAACUUAUUAAAUUAUAUUUAGCAAUGCUAAAGAAAGGGAAACAUAGCAAUGUAUUGCUUAUAGAAAGGUACUGAUUUGACUUUGCUGUUGAUAAAAUUAUAUUAAUGUGUGUCUAUAUGUGUAUCAUGCAAUAUAUAUGUAUUCUCUUUAUGUUCCCUUGGGAAUUUGAGGCAAUCCAAAUCCCAAAAAGGGCAUGGGGCAUACCCACAGGGAACAAAAAGCCCAUACCUGAGAUUUAAUUUCAGAAAUAAAUGUAUUUAUAGGGUCUUGGGUUAAAAUGCCAGGUUAUUCAAAUAACUACUGAGAAACUGUUCUUAUAACAAAAGGCAAACCAUAAACAUACCACACUAUGUAUGAAUUCUCUAACAUUUUAAUGAGCCUUUUAGAAUCGCAGACUAGCAAUUUGACAGCUUCAAGAAGAAAUUUAUUUAGAAUUGUGGCAACAUGAAUACAUAUCAAACUGGUUUAUAAUUAUUUGUUUUGCUCCAUUGUGUUGAAACAGAUGUGCACAUUUUGCUAUAGGUUACACUAUGCAUUUAAAGAAACAAUUUAGUGUUAGGAAUGCAUCUUUGUAUUCCUAACCCUAAAGUUUUCUUCUGCAUUCGGGCUUCCCAUAGAAAAGCAUAGCGUCGAUGCUACUUGAGCAAGAGACUAACAGUAAAUCAUUAGACUUGUUAACAAAACCAGGGAUGUGGCUGACUUCUGACAACUGCAUAUGUUCUGACAUUUAACAUCUCCUCUGUAAAAAUACAGGAUUACAUUUUGCACUAGACCAGAGUGUGCACAUUUUGUAGUAAAACAAGCCUCCUUUAAUGUCGUAAUGUUUGCAGAUACAGCCAAUAUAAGUGUAUUUCUCACAUUAUAUUCUGUUACAUAUCCUUGCUAAAACUGUAUGCUUGCAUCUAAUAAAAAUCAAAGGCUUGCAGUGGCUUGUCAGCAUUGUUUGUAAUUACGAAAUGUACAAAUUUUGUUUGAAUUGAUUGACCAUGUGGCAUUCAUUCAAUUCGCUUAAAAAAAAAAAAAAAUUUUUUAAAAAGUAUUAUGUUAUUGUCUUUGUUAAUGGGUUGCCCUGAUAUUUGACUUUGUGCUGUGAGUGAAGGGGAGGAGGUAACAAGUCAAAGCAAUUAUAAGGGCACAUCUCUUAGUUUGCCAAACCAAAAACAAGGUAUCUGAAAGGUCGUGAAGUUUACAUGGAGCUAUGUAGACAUUACCAUAUUUAAAAAAUGUGUUUAAAUUAGUGGUUAUGGUUUUCUUAUAUUUACUUAAGAAAAGUUCAUUUGUGCAUCUUGAAACCAGGCCAUGGUCCAGAGUUGUUACAGAUACAGUUUAUGUGGCUGUAAUCUGGGGUUGCUGGGUGGAAUGUCCCAUAGAUUAGACUUCUCUCCAUGUGUCCCGUUCAGACACAAGUUAUCUGACAAACCAUGACUUCAUAUAAAAUGCUGGCUGUUGUUAUAGGGAGUUGUGGUCUUAGAAGUUUGUGCUCUUGAGUGGAUUAUUACAUUGAAUUUAGGUAUCAAGUUGCAUGGGACCUAAGCAUGCUAGAUUCUUUAGAUAUUAUUUUAGGGUAUAUCUUGGGUCAGUGCAUUGAUACUCCAUACUCCUCCUGCUAAGUAAUUUCAGAUCGUUACAUGGGAUGUACCAGGGCACUGGAAUUGUGUAUUCUCCUUAAUUUUAAUAUUUACGUAUUUUUUUUCUUUCAGAAGUUUGUACAUUUCUCAUAAUACUAAUUCUAAAUAAAGUGUUUGUAUUGUAAUGGCAUUUGUCAUCUUGAUUUAUAAAUAUAUAUUCUUUCUUUUUGCUUUAUUGCAUUAACUUGGCUCACACCAAAUUAAAAGGCUAAUCCAGAUGUGGACCACGUCCUCACUGUGUCUAGAGAGGUAUGCGCUACACCACACUGAUGAGGCCCAAAAGUAGUCUGAAACAAUCAUCUGGGGUUGCUGUAUCUCUCGCGCAGAGAGAAUUUGCUUGCAUUACGGAUCUGGACUUCCUGUACAGGUGGGACCAGUCUGAUAUGCUUCAGAUAUGUUCUCUCUGUAAUGGCACACGUGAGCAAAAACAAAUUGGAGACCUGAGCAGGGAAUUACCAAAGGGCAAGCUAUUGAGUCUUUAAGCUUUUGUCAGUUCUCACAUUCUUUCUUUUAAUUUAUAAAUAUACCCCAAUUAAAAAUAAAAAUCUAUGGUUGGUGCAUUGCUAAUCGACCUUGUAGAUAAACAAAGUGUACCUGCAAAAGUAGAUUAUAAAUUUCCUAGCCUUUCAGAUGGCACAAUAUAAAGGAAGUUUAGAUUAGGAGAAAAGCCAAUUUAAAAUAUAUUCUUUGCCCCACCUGUCAAGUCUGACUGACAAGGAAAAUUAGAUUUUCCACAGGUGGUUGUCCUGCUCUCCAAGCAUAGCAACCACUGGAUAUGUGCUGUGAUAGCUUUUGGUUACACACUACUGAUGUCUCUCCAUUCAGACACCAGCAUACUGGCAACAAAAGCAG